Messenger RNA from Pelobates cultripes (western spadefoot toad), 84684 nucleotides. The record is from the annotation of a GenBank genome assembly. NCBI's taxonomy places the organism in Eukaryota, Metazoa, Chordata, Amphibia, Anura, Pelobatidae.
GAGUGAGUCAGUCAGUGCUGUGUGGAGCUGAGUUCAGGUCUAGGUAGGAGCGAGCAGUCAUGGACACUUCUGAUCAAGGUGAGUGCUCCCUGUCUGAUCUAAGCUGGGCUUCAACAGGGCUGGAGGGGCUGUGGGUGAAUAGCAUGUGCCACCAUAUUGCUACUCUCUGACUUCCCCCACGUGGAGUCCUUACCUGCAUGUCUCCCCUGUAAUCCCUGCACCUGUCUGAGUGCCACUGAUUGCUUAUAGCAUAUGGAAGGAUACCUUGCCCUCACAUGGCUCUUAUAAUAAAACACUGCUUAAUACUAUAUAUAUAUAUAUAUAUAUAUAUAUAUAUAUAUAUAUAUAUAUAUAUAUAUGACCUAAGGCUUGCCAGUCAGAUAUUGAAAUCUGGGGCUCUACCUAAAGCAUUGUCCUUGAUGAGUUGUAGUCUAAAUUUAGGCUGCUGUUGGUUUGUCAUUUAAUUAAAGUUCAUUUUACAGCUAUACAGACACCUGGUCUCUUCUUUGCAGGCAGGGGAAUGUAAAUCAUUAAAACAUGAGCCCAUGGCAGGUGUGAUCUGAUUAGUUUUAUUUUUUUUUUUACUGUAAAUAAACAUCUGUGGGAUGCCUGUAGCAGUAAUGAAGUUGUUAUGGUAUCUCAGUCUCUCAUUGCCUGUUUUGCAGAUUUUAGUGACACAGACAAUUUUUUUUGUGUCAUUAUGCACAAGGCUGUUUCCAUGCCAUGCCCUCCCCCUGUGAUGUGUCCUUCCUGCCCAGCUCACAUGAUGCUUGGCCUGACAGCUGUGAAUAAACAUGUGUCUGACAUUCUGCAAUGGAGGGUCUGGCAGUGCCUGGCAACCAGCACUUAGAUCUGUGUUUAUUUGAGCACUGCCAUGCUGCUUACUUUACCAUCUGAGUUCUAUAAUAAACUGGGACUGGAAAUGAUUUGAUUGCAAAUGCCCAGUAGGCUGGUUUUAUUACCACUAAUACUGAUUUAAUCCUCAUUCUGGAUAAAGAUUAGAUGUUAUUGAGUUUUUAUUUGAUAAUUUUUAUUUUUUAUUUUUUUUUACCAUAUGAAAGCACUGAUGUACCAUAACUUAUUAAAGUCACAUUAAUUAAGUUGCCUUAAAUCAGUUAACGCUUUUUUUUUUUUUUUGGUAGAUGUGGGUUUUCUUUUUCAUUAAUUUGGAUUUUGCGGGCAAGCUACACAGGGUCAUUCACUGAUCCAUCAAUGUUCACAUGAGACUGGACCCAGGAAUGUUUAAAUAGUAUAGUGCAAUGGAUGUGCUUUACAACUGUUGCAUUACAACACCCAAACUGGGAGUCAUAGGCUGAUAGAGAAUAUUUGGUUUUGUAGCCUAAGUAUAUUAGAGGGUUAUAUUUGGGGGUCACAAAUCUGCGCUCUUUGCUUACCCACUCCUUCUCUCUUACCUGUUACAUAAAAUGUUGCCAUAUGUUCACUUAAUUUAUGAACAGUGUAUUCUUUUAUUAUAUUGUGCUUGGAUUAGGGACACCUGUUAAUUACACAAUCCAUAACAGUGCAUUUAUUAAUAAAACCCUGAGGUAUAUAUUUUUGAAAGGCGUUCCUAUAUAAAUUAAUGAUGUAGCAAGCCUGUGGAUUCAUCUUCCAUUGCCCCAUCCCUGCACAUACUACAUACAUUUACUGUCAGCAACCACAUGUGUUACAUAAUUUGUCUGAUCUAUAGAUUUCUCUUCCUUUUUUUUUAAUUUUUUAUUUUUUUUAUUUCCCCAUUUAAUGUAUUUGCUUAAAUCUACACGAUUUAUGUUCUCGGUUCUUCAUUUCUUGUUGUUUUUAGUUUUUUGUUAAUAAACAAUUGUCCUUAUUCAUUGAAAUAGCUGCUUAUGUGUGAUAUAUCUAUACUGUGUCGUGUUGUAGUUCAUCGCGUGUUCACUGAAUUGCUGUUUGCAAAGGUUAUUAAACAAACAUUACAGCUAUGCCUGAUGUGGCAUAGCGCUAUAUUAUUUUAUUUAUUUUAUUUUUGGACACUUGCAAUGACUGUGAACUGUAUGCUGACAUAGACAUUAUUUAUUUUCCCAAAGGAGCAGUCAACUCCCUCACUGUUAAAAGAUACAUUCAUUAAACAAGAUUCCCGAUUUGUAGAAAGUAAUUAGCACGGGGUCUGUAUGGAGUGUGUGUGAAUGCACACUUUAUAGACUGGGGUUCAACCUUUCGUGACACUUGCGCUUUAUUGAUUGCUAAUCUUGGCACUACUGCUGUUGUGGACCAGGUUUCCCAUAAUGUCCAACCAACCAUAAAGAGUGCUGAGUAUUGGCCAUCACUGCCUUAAACUAUCUUGCAGGAUACCAUGUAAUUGGUAAACAAUUAAAAUUAUUUAUAUAGCUCUAACACAUUCCGCAGCGCUGUACAAUAGAUAAACCAAGACAAUUUAAUUCUGACAAAAUACAUGAGGGCCCUGCCCAAAUAAGCUUACACUCUAAAAAGCUGGGAAGCCUAAUGGGCUCACCCUAGAUCCCAUCCUGCAAGAUGUACAUACAAAGAGUGUUACUCUUCUUUAUAAGCAAGAUGGGACAAAUUUACAUAGAAUUGUUAAGAAAUACACAAUCAGAAGUCGGCAAGGGAAAGGAUGCUGUAAACAGAUUGCUGUAGAAAUCCUACAUAAAAAUAUGUACCAUUAGUAUAACUUUAGGAUCCAUGGCUACGUGGCAUUUAUCCAGUUCUGCUCCCAAGCCCUUUUGACUGGAUUGGCAUCUUAUGGUUCUUUUACUGGCAUGAUACCAGUAGGUAUUAGGGUCAAAUGUUUGUAUUACAAUCUCUAAAUUAUUCACUUUAGAAAUAUGGCAAAUCCUGAACACACAUGUUUACGGUAGCUUUAAAAGCCCACACAGUAUGUGUUUUGCACUGAGUGAUCAGUUGGGUAUCCUUUUCCCAUUUACAUUGUCUGGAUGAGAAACUAUAGUUGUUUCUUGCAGACUUUCACAUGGUUAUUAACUAAAAUUAAAAAAAAAUCUAAGUGAAUUUCAAAUUUUAAGGCAUAAAUGGCCAACCUGAAAGCAAAGCUGAUUUAGACAAUUUUUCCAGUUCCACUAUUUUGGCCUUAAAUUUGAAAUUCCCUAUUUUUUAUAUGUAUGUGUGUUUUUUUUAUAGUUAAAGUGGAGGGGGGCGGGCUGAAUCUAGAUAGGGACUAGGGCAUUAUAGGUUUAGGAAUACAUGUUUAUAUCUAACACUAUAAUGUUACUUUAAACUUUGAAUUCCCAGCAGUUUCACUAUAGUGAGUGAACUUAUCUUUAAAUAGCUCAUGUUUUGAUCACAUUGUAGGUAUAUUUGUGAUUGAGUUAGUUAAAUCUAAGGUUUACCAUAUCUGCAUUAGAGAUGAAUUAAAGGGACUCUCUAGUGCCAGGAAUACAAAUCUGUUUCCCUGGCACUGCAGAAUCCUGCAGUGCCCACCUCCCAUCCCAUGUUGCUGAAGGGGUUAAAACCCCUUCAGUAACUUCCCUGAAUCCAGCUCCAAUGUCCCUUGGCACUGGGUCAGGCUCCGCCCACACCUCCUCCGCCGACGUUAGCCGGCAGGGGAGACCUAAUGCGCAUGCGUGGCAAUGGGCGCUCGCACACACAAGACCUCCCCAUAGGAAAGCAUUAUUUAAUGCUUUCCUAUGGGGAUUCCGGCGACGCCGGAGGUUCUCAUGCAGUGCGUAAGGACGUCCAGCGUCAUUUAAAACACUUUUCCUGUUUUUAAGAAGCCUGAAGUCACUCUAGAGGAGGACUUAACCAUGCAAGGUAAUUAUUACACUUGCAGGGUUAAGGGUGAUGGGAGAUUGCACCCAGACCACUCCAAUGGGCAGAAGUGGUCUAGGUGCCUGCAGUGUCCCUUUAACGUUUGACUAACAUGUUAGCUGAAAAUGAUCUGCAUUUGCAGGGUGCCUUUAACCCUUUCACAUAUUCUUAUCUUAGGCACAAUUAUCUCCUUUAAGUUCAUAGUGGUUAUGCCUUUGCAUUGUUAAUCAUGUUAAUAAUGUAGAAUUGUGGCGACAGCAGCACUACAUGUUUGUAGACUUCCAAAUUGUCAGUGGCAUAUGGUCGGGAUGGAUGAAUCCCAGGAGCCCGGGAGCCAUAGCUUUUAAUAUUUUACAACUGGCGCCAAACUUUGUGACAUUUUCCAACAAUCUUUGUCUGGAACACUUGUGCUUUAUGUUGUCAUCCUAUCGUAUGAUUACUUUUUGAUAAGUAAGAUAACACCCCCUCUUUUCUCCCCCCCUCCCUCCGCUCCCCAAAAAAACAAAAACAAAUGCAAGAAAAAGGCCACUUACAUUUUGUGCACCGUGUGUUUUUUUUUGUUUUUGUUUUUUUUUUGUAUUUUACAUUUUAUAAAGUUUGCUUGCAAAAUUAGCAGCCAUUCAGAUAUUUAGACAUAUAUUUCCUACCAUUCUUCUGCCUGGCCUGAUGUGUUUGCAAUCUCUCCUGGGGAUCAGCACUGCUUACAUGUGGCUAGUACAUAUAUACAUAAAAUAAUAUUUAGUGUUCAUAUAUCUGACAUUCUGUACAUUUGCCAGCUCUCUGGCAGACACAGUGUAUAGACACACCAAUUAAGGCCGUAGUUUUAGAAACGAAGAUAAAAUGCAUCAACGAAAGUUCUGACCACUUUUUAAUAAUAAUAAAAAUCUCUGCUAGUGGCAUUACUCAAUACGAGAAUAGUUAGCACAGACUAUGUGAGCAUGCCACAUCAGCGAUUGGGCACCAUUUAUUACUGUCUGUGCCAAUACGCCUGGGUGCACUUUGGCAGCAUUACUGAAUUCAAAAUUCGCUUUUUUGGGGAUGUUUAUUAUGAGGGAGAUUUUUAAGUGAUUAAGUAAAGCAACGGAAGACAAUAACAUUGUACACAUUCAAUGACCUAUUUACAGUCUUACAAUAUUUUAUGGGAAUUAAAGGUAAUUUGCUCUUUAAAUUGUGUACAUAAAUUUUAGGUUUUACAUUUAAGUUAUGAACAUCAAUUUCAAGCAUUUUACACUCUGAUCAGUGUCCCAAGUAGAAACUUUCUAGGAGCUGGUACCCCCUCAGCUUCUCUGGACGAAUCUGGUCAAAGAUGACCUCAUACCUGUGUGUAUGGCAGCGCCUUACAUACACUACCCACAAUGACUUUGUAGUGCUCUGAACCCAAACGGCACCUUGUCUGUGCCUACAGCAUGGAAACCUGUUAGACCAGCUCUACUGCAAAUUCCGAAAGGCGAGAAGACCAAAACCGUAUUUUUAUUUAUCUAUUUUUUAAUGUAACAUUUAGGGAAUGAUGGUCAUGGCGUUUUCCACCAUAAAUGCCAAUUUGUGGCUCUGCCUAACAUGACUCUACAGCUGCAGUGACUUCUUAUCAGCGUUUUGCUUUUGAGAAUAUUAAAAGCAGAUACAGUAUUCUUUCAGCUGCUGGGGAACUGCAGCUCCUAUUAGCCAGUAUUUUGUUGGAGGUGUUAGGACUUGUUUUCCAACCCUUAUAGUUUAAUUCUGCAGAAUGGUUACUUCCAAAUAAAUCUUUUAUUACAGGCAUUGUGCUGCAAUAUAAAAACCCUAUUUUGUUAUGGCAUACCAGUGAUUGUAUUGGACCCAUGGAUUUAUGAUGUCGAUUGACUUGUGAGGCAGGAAUCUAAAUGAGACGUAGUCUAACUGAUGUAAAACAGAAUGCUAUCUAUGCAGGUAAAUUGGAAUUUCUCACUGGCUGCCACAAGUAUUGGCUGACCGCUAUGCAGAAGACGUCCAGCGUCACCCAAAACCUCACAGGAAAGCAUUGGGGUGGGUUUGGGGGGUGGGGGGGGAGGGCUUGACUGAAGGGGAAGCUAUAGUGCCAGGUAAACGAGUUUGAUUUUCUGGCACUAUAUUUUUUCUUUAAAAAAAAACCAAACAACUCCAAGCAUCAUCACCAUCACUGUGCACUGUGGUGGUUAUAGUGCCCCCACAGCAGUGCAAGGCCAGCUCAAAUGCUGAAAGUGACAAGUAAGAAUUUAAAUCAUUCUAAAACUGUUUUACUACUUAAAGUAGAGGGGUUGAAGGGUACUACUGGCACCAUAAGACCAUAACCUUUACAGUGCGUUGGAAUGGAAUGUAACUUGAAACAGAAAAACCACACCCUGGUUUCCUUAAGUAGUAAUUAAGGGAACCUUUUUUUUUCCUUUUAAAUUAAAAGCCUCUUUGAUUACAACGAUUUAUGGGGACUUCUCUUACAUAAUCAGGAUCCUGUUUAUAUCACAUAUUCUAUGAACAAUAGAUAGGGUAGAGAGGAGUAAUGGGUCUGUUUGUUUUUGUCUUGUUUUUGCACUGUAUAAGUUAUUCAUACUAUCAUUUCAGUAGACUAGUUGUGGAAAAACAAUGUAAUUAUUGUUUGAGGAUGGGAGAAGAAAAUGCAAUCUAGUGAAAAGUAAUGCCUGCAAUGUACUGUAAGUGUGAACAUAGUCCCUCCAGCUGUUAUGGAUUAGACUUAAACAAUUAUACUUUAGUUAGCCCUUGUGAGAAGUUGUCCAUAGCAGUUUGAGUUCCGCAGGUUGACCUUCAAUGUGUUAGUGUCCAGGCGGUGGCUGCUUGUUUUGGUGGCUGUCAGUGCAAGGAUGGUCAGGGUUUUGCUAGCAGCUAUGCAUGAAUUUUAAUUGGUAAAUGUAUUUCCAGAAUCUAAGGGAAGAUGCCAGUUAUGGCUAAUCUAAAUAGCUCCUAUCAGACCUACACCCAAGGGAAAGUAGAUAAGAUUAAGGGCUUGGUUAUUGUGUCAGACCUACUCCCUGGGUGAAUUAUCUUAAAAAAAAAUAAAUAAAAAAAAAAAAAAUGUAUUAUACAAAUUUAAUGGAUUAAAAAUGUUGUGUGUGUAUAUAGUGGGGUGACAGGGGCUGUAGCGGAGGAGAAUAGUCUGUAGUGGGAGGAUAGGGACCAUUGUAUAGUGGGCAUAGUGAGGUGAUGGGUUGUGGUUGGGUGUCAGGGGGCUAUAUUGAGGAGUCAUUGGCUGUAUAAAAGUUUCUUCCCCCUCCCCAGGUUCCCUGGCAGUCCGUUGGGAGAUACAGCUGGGGAUGCAGAUUGAUAUUUCCAUCCGGUUCCAGGAAAUGUAUCAUAGCAUUGUCGCGGCAACAUUCUGAUAAAGUGUAGGCAAUGGAGACCUAUUAUGGUCUCUUUAUUUAGCGCCGGCCCUGCAGGCUACACAGAAGGAGAAAUGGCUAGCUUGUGAGGGAGAUCCUUGAUUUCCCCUCGGCCAUGCUGCCACUCUACUGCAUGCUGAGCAUUGGCCUUGUGGCAAAUGUGGCCCUUUACUGAUGUCUUCUGUAUAAAAAUGCUUCAAGCGGCAUAAUCCACUGGUGUGAUAGUUCUGGUGUCUAUAAGCUAAGAGGCCCAUUGGGUGACCUUCACACUUAGGGCGACCUGAGGGACUGCCAUUGCAAAGGUAAUAAUCUGUUAAGGAGCCUGCAGAGGGUCCUCUAUUGUGGUGUCAUUCUGUUUGGGAGGAGACCACAUUGUGGAUCUCACACAGCAUGGGCCCUUUAAAACAUAGUACAGUCUCCUCCCAGCGCUCAAAGUAAGCCAUGCGGGAAGGAGGAACAGCCCAGUAAAGCCUCUUGAGCGGAGCCGGUCCCAGGGAAACUGUACUCCUGAUAAGUUAGUUAUUCAAAUUUAGGUAGUUUUAGCCACCCUACUCUUUGCCUAAGUUUGUGUGAGCUUCUGUCAGCGUUUGUGUAUGUGUCUGCCAGUUGGUGUGUGUUACGAACGCUGGUAUUUCAGAUACCCGUUCGUUUUCAUUUCCUCCCAAACUGCUAAAGGCUGACUGAUUAUAACUUGCAGUUCUGGUGUUGAUUUGAACGAUCUCCAGAAGAAAAUACAGCAUCCAUGUAGAUUUCCCUAGCAAUCAGACAUAUACUGAAACAUCAGCCUGAAUUAGAUGAAGGGUACAACAGGAAUGAAUUUAUUCAGACCAACUGGCCGGUUUAUAUGCAAGUCCCCAUGCAAGGGGUUUACUGUGACCUAUUCCAGGGGCAUUCCCCACUGGACCUGAAAGGGGACUGUAACUACAUUGCCGCUCAGGUCCAGGAUACUCCCACACAAAACAAGAUAAUCCCUCCCUGUGCCUGUGAGAUAAUUGAGUCCGGAACUGUACUAAACUCCAUUAUCUCCAGGCACAAAAACCAUACAUUUUACUAACACUUCGAAAAUACUCCCAAAACACAUCGAAACCCCACAACAGUCGCAUCCCUUGAUGGCCCUGAUUUUAGGGGACCAACAUAUCCAAAAAUCACCCAGAUCAGACCAGGGGUUCGGGAUUUCCUUGGAAGUCAUAUUUUGACCGACCGCACACUAAGUCUUAUGCCCAAAACAGUUCCACAGUUUCAGAGGUAGCAGUUGGUCAAUUUCGGGGAGUUUUAAAACCGAACAAAUCCACGAACUGUUCCCCUGGCUCAUAGGUAGCUUUUGUUCCCCUAGUUCGUGGGAACCAACCUACUGAAUAGCGCUCUCCUGGUUGGUUGGUGAAAAGAAGCAGGCGUUCGCGAAGUUGACCGGCAUUCGGAAAGUCGAGUGUCUGAUUUUUAGUUACAGACACUCGACAAACAAGUCCCGCUGCCUUUUUUCGUGGGACUAGAUGGCCGCCGUUUUCUUCAGCACGUGGCCACACAGGAAGAAUCUGCAGUUUGCUUUGUAGUUAAUGAGCCAGGGGGGUGGCCAGUGUUCGGUAGUUUUAUCUACCGAACACGGAAAAUAAAAAAGUUAACGAAACAAAAGGUGUAGUUUCUUCACAGUGUGUAUGUAAGUUGACCUGUGCAUGACUAUCACCACGCAUUGUGUUUUUGCAUGCCUAGUAAUGUGUAUUAGUUUCUGUGUGUGUGUGUGUCUGUCUGGUAGUUUUUCUGGGUGUGUGUUUCCGUGAGUGUAUCUGGAACAUAUGUAUGUGUAUAAGUGCUUACAUCCCAGCAUUCAAAAGCAUUCCUGCACUCAAAUGCAAACAUUACAUACAAAUAUAUCACUACACACAAGUACACUACUGCUUUCAAAUGGCAACAGUACAACCUAACAACUGCAGUGAAAUGAAAACACUAUAAACAUACUCUAUACAAAAACAUGCAUGCAAUUAAUACUCACAGAUACAACCCUGAAAACAUGGGCACAUGUUAGAAUCUCAGCUGGCAAUGCAACUUGGGAGAUGUACUACAGAUGGGGCCCUCUUUACGCUAUUUCUGCCAUGGUCAUUACCAAGCUUUAGUGGUUAACAUGCCAGGUGUGCACCUCCUCAUUGUAAGUAGUCAUACAAUUUUAGAAUAGUUUGGCUUCUUACCUGGAUCCAGUAGAGGAUCCGGGGAGGGGGCAACAGGGAAAUUGCUCCCCCCGAGCUGAUGCUCUCUCCUGCAGGGCCAGUGCUGUCCAAGCGCCGGCCUUGCUAAGUGCCUUCACGGACUGGAGGGAAAAUCAGAGAUCUUCCUCCCCGGUCUGCAGGCAUAUUACUGGGCAGCCAGGACGGAUAGAGGAAACCCGGGAGGAGCUCUAGCCUGCAGCUCCGCCAGGUCUCCUCUCACGAGCACAGAGCGUUGCCAUGGUUACCGUGGCAACGCUCCAUUCUCGCGAGAGUGAACUCUAGCCUCAGGACGUGUAGGCUAGAGUUCACUCCCACUAGAAUCGCCUGAGAUUACAAGCAAUAUCCCCCCCCACCCCCUCCCCGGGCAAAGGCAAGAAGGGGGUGGUGGGGAUUCUAAAAAAAAUUUAAUUUAAAAAAUAAAAUAAAAAUUUGUUUUACACUGCCCCCACAGCCCCCCUCCCAAACACACACUGCCUCCACAGCCCCCCCCCACACACACACUUCUCCCCCAUACACACAGUGCUCCCCAUACAAACACUGCACCCACACACACACUACACCCCUAUUCACACAGUGCUCCCCACACAAACACUGCACCCCCACACACACUUCUCCCCAUACAAACAUUACACCCCACAUAUACACACUGCACUCCCAUGCACACAUUACACCACUCACACACACACACUGCCCCUCCUACACACCGUGCUCCCACUGCCUCCCGUAUAUAUAUAUAUACACACACACACACACACACACACACACUGCACCCCUCACACACUUCCUCCCAUACCCACCCUGCAUCCUUCACACACUCAGUGCCUCCCCCCGACACACACACACACACACACACACACACACACUACUAGAGGCCCUAUCCUUGCAGACCCCAGGUAAAUAGUCAAACUGUUCUUAAACUUUUACUCUGGGAGGGCACCAAGGAGAGCUGUAGUGGUUAUUGUGCCUGGAUUGUUUCUUUAAAUAAUCUAUGAGUGCCCCUCCCGAGAUAAGAUUCUGGAUCUGACAGAAACUGCUCUCUGUCUCUACUACAGCCAACAGAGAGCAAGAGGCUCCAUGAAAUCUUCUAAGCUAAGUUCGCUUAACCCCUUAAGGACACAUAACAUGUGUGACGUCAUGAUUCCCUUUUAUUCCAGUAUUUUGGUCCUAUAAGGGGUUAAAGGACCACUAUAGUGCCAGGAGGAUGCCCCGCCGGGCUCUAGGAGGUGGAAGGGGUUAAACUUACCUCUUUCUCCAGCACCGGGCGGGGAACUCUCCUCCUCCUUGGCUGAAUGCGCAUACGCUGGCGUCUUCUCACUGUGAAAAUCACAGUGAGAAGCGCGGAAGUGCCUCUAGCGGCUGUCAAUGAGACAGCCACUAGAGGCUGGAUUAACCCAUAGGUAAACAUAGCAGUUUCUCUGAAACUGCUAUGUUUAUAGAAAAAAGGGUUAAUCCUAGCUGGACCUGGCACCCAGACCACUUCAUGAAGCUGAAGUGGUCUGGGUGCCUAUAGUGGUCCUUUAAGGUGCAAAUGGAGGCGCUUGUGCUUUACAUGUGGUCAUUUGUAAAUGCAUACCUCCCAACAUGUCAAAUGGACAGAGAGGGACACUCUAGGUUUAGGGGUGGGAGUGUGGUCAGGGUGGAGCUGUUCUGAGAUAUUUUAGGAAAUGUACUAAUAUUUGUAACAAAUAUGUAAUUUAAAACAAGCACAAUAUAUCUUAUUUACACAGACUGAUUUCUGAACACAUUUAUUGUAAUUUAAAGACACAUUACUAGGAAUAUUAUAGUUGUGGAGCUCUGUUGUACACUCUGACACCCCAAUAAUAUAGAGCUCCCAGAAAAGGGCAUUAUGAUAGAAAAGAUGGAGAGGGGGAUUUUUGGGCACACAUUAGGGAAUGUCUCUCUGAUAAAGGGACACUUGGGAGGUGUGUGGAUGUGCUGCAUAAGUGUGAGUUUCCCACAAAAAUGUAUUUUUUUAUUUUUUUUCAAUUUGACAAUUUUUAUUUUCCAAUAAAAUGAGUAUAUGGGAUACAGAAGAGAGAUGGGGGGUGGGGGGGUAUGGCAGUACAUCACAUGUUUCCAUCAUAUAGUGUACAUCAUAACCGUUGUUACAUGGUAUAGUACAUUCCAAUAACAUUUUAUCCAUAGUGUUAGACCUGGGCUUGCUCUCUAUCGAUGGGUUCAAGACCCGUCUUGCACUUAGCCCCUGUAUGCGUACCAUUAUGAUCUUUGAUCAAAUGUCACUAACUAUUUGUAUCGAGUAUGGAAUCUACUUCCCAACCUGGGUUCUCUCCGGGUUUUCAAACUUCUAAUCUCUUGUACCUCUCCUCUAGUAUCCCGGUGGGGAAAGGGUUGUACAAACUGGUGGGAUGGGAGGGUGGGGGGGGGGGAGUUUGGCGAGAUCCACGUGUCCCUUCUCCUACCGGUUCUGUUUCCUUAUAGAGUCGGUAUGAUCUGCUCAGGACUCUUGGUCUAUUAGAUGUUCUCUGUCUGUCUUCUCUGCCCUCUCUGGUCCAUAUCCCAUGGGCUCUCUCUCGUACUCCCGGGGGUGUAUCCCUUUGUCUCACAGGGUCCCCUUCGGGGGGACGACUCCCUGGUUUUGGGACUAUUCGCUAUCCUCCUGUUCUUUGGGGGCAUAUGUGGCUUCCCAUCUAACUUGUGCUUCCUCAAAUUUUGGGCUGUUGCUGUAGGUUUUCCUCGCUACCUUUUCGUAGUGUAAGUUAUUGGAGAUUUGCUUUAACAGGGCACUUUUUGUCGGUACCGUUGUGGUUUUCCAUUCUCUAGCUAUGAGCGUCAGGGCUGCUAUCAGUAUGUGGAAGACCAGUAUUGCCCCAGUUCCCUGAAACUGGUCUAAGUUCAUAAAUAGGGGGCCCAAUUCCAGGGUCAGUGUAAUGUUGGUGUCUACCGUCUCUUUAGUUAUGCCCUCUACCAUCUCCCAAUAGGGACGGAUCGUCCCGCACAUCCACCAUAUGUGGUACAUCGUGCCCUCCGUCGCCCCACAUCUCCAGCACUGCGCUGAUGUUCCCUGGUAUAUUUUUGCCAGUCUGGUUGGCACCAUAUACCAUCUAUAAUACACUUUCCUCAUUAAUUCUAGGUGUGAUGUGCACAAUGUCUUCCCCUUGUGUGCCGUUACAGCUUUCUCCCAUUGGGUUUUAUCAAAUUGUUUCCCCAGAUCCAGCUGCCACGCCUCGCUGAAUCUGUCUAGAUGUACUGGGGUACCCACAUUCAGAAGCGAGUAACACAUAGAGAUAGUCCCUUUCCUCUGCUUUUGGUUAAUGCACGUACUCUCUAACCCCGUGAUCGUGCCUACCCCUUGUUCUAUGGGUCUUUGGGCCCCUAGCAUUGAUUUAAGUUGGAGAUAUGGGAAUAUCAGUUUAGAGGGUAGUUUAAAUUUUUCUUGGAGGGCGGGGAAUGGUUUUGGGUUGUUCCCUUCUAGGAGAUCUUACAUGUGUGCAUCCUCUAAAAAUGUAUUUUAAAGUAAUGUUGGGCAUGCUCAGUGAUGAGUUUUACAGCAUUACUAGCAUGCAAAGCAGUCUUGGAAUACUUGUAAUACUAAACUGAUGUACAACUUGCAUGCUUGUAAAAACUCUGUGCAUUGUUAAAUUACAUUCCUUGUCUUCAUUUGAAUUUUGGUAAUGCUGUAAAGAAAUCAAACAGUAGAACGUCAUCCUAAAUCUGUUUUGGGACUGGAAUUUGGCCAGAUGUAGUAGGAGCCCAUAAGUUUGGCAGAAACAUCAUGUGGGCUAUCUGUUAAAGAGCAACCGUGGAGCAAUCACUAUGAAAUAGUUCUGCAGAUUGCUCCACUAUUACAACUUGUCUUCACAUCGGCCCUAUAUAAAUACCCUAUUGCAUUCAAUCCUGAGUUUAGAAUCCAAGAGUAAUCCAGAAUGUCAUGAUAUACCUUCUUAAACACUGCUCAAUUAAACAGAACCUCGGACAUUUUUGCAUGGGGAGGUGGAGAUCUUUAAAUCCUGGCCUGUUAAUGUUUGACUUUCUCUAUAAAUGUUCUUUUGUUCAUUUUUCAAUAUUUCCACCCCUAUCACAAUGGGAUUACAGCUAGUAAAUUGUUUCAAGAACAGUAGGUAUUGAUUUUAGAGAAAAUUUAAUAUUAAUAAAAAUAUUAAACUAAUCAAUGUGAAUUUUUGCUUUUUCUGUUUGUAGUGCAAUGGAUUCCUUGUCACCAGUGAAAGAGCAUAAGGUCAAUACACAGGAGAACACAGCACCUUUUUAUAAAUAGAAUGAUAUAAGGGUUUAGCUCACUGUACCUGUCAAAUCCUGCACAAAUUAGGAUUAAAUAAAAAGCUUUACAUUUCUUCUUUGCAGUGUGCUUGCAGAAAUGCUAGCAGAUUGGUAGACAAGGGAUCAUAUUUUUAAAGAGCAAUACAUUAAAAUCUAUAUGUCUACUUGCCGAUCAAUCAUUGGCUUUACACCGGUGUAGUAGUGGCAGUUCUUCUCCUCCCUGUCACUAUGUUACUGAUACCGCCAGUAUGUUUCCUUGCCCUUUGGACUGCUACAGGAUGUUCAUAAACGUUCUUGGUAUCCUGAUGGCUCAAGAGUGUACUGUUGCGUUUUAAAUGGAUGGCAUCUUGGUCCAAGAGCCUCUUAUGACUUGGUGGUCUGGCAUUCUUGCCUGCUAUUGUACCUCUUGGUCAAUCAAUGGUAGUUUAUCAGUAGAUUGCUGUUGCCUCAUAUGCAGUUUUAGUUGUUGGGGUUGCUUCUGAAUUCCCUGGAAAUUAAACUGUUCUUUGUGGCUGGAGAAUAUUUGCAUCUUGCUCUUGACAGCCUCAAGUGGUGGAAUUCCCAUAUGUUGUUGACCCAGAAGUGUACCUGGUGAGGGAUGCCAGCUUGACUGGUUAGGAGGCUGAGACUUACAAAGAAGUCCGACUUGGUCUCCUCAGGAAGCAAGGCUUUCAGUCAAUUUUCCCAAGCUCAGUGUGAUUUACGUAGCUCUCCUGGCUGGAACUUCAUCUGGAAGUUUGUCAGACAACAUCAUGGAGGUUGUCUAUGUCAGAGGCCUCAAAUAUCAUGGACAAUCAUGGUAACGGCCAUAAGCCAGUAAUGUGAUACAGUCAGUGAUACCCAUUUUCGGUGUACAAAACUACCACAGUCAACAGGUCGUUCACACUGGAUGUUUCCAUCCACAUAGCUUCUUAUUUUUUUGUUCAGUGCACAGUGGUUUAAAGGGACACUAUAGUCACCUGAACAACUUUAGCUUAAUGGAGCAGUUUUGGUGUAAAGAACAUGCCCCUGCAGCCUCACUGCUCAAUCCUCUGCCAUUUAGGAGUUAAAUCCCUUUGUUUAUGAACUCUAGUCACACCUCCCUGCAUGUGACUUGCACAGCCUUCCAUAAACACUUCCUGUAAAGAGAGCCCUAUUUAGGCUUUCUGUAUUGCAAGUUCUGUUUAAUUAAGAUUUUCUUAUCCCCUGCUAUGUUAAUAGCUUGCUAGACCCUGCAAGAGCCUCCUGCAUGUGAUUAAAGUUCAAUUUAGAGAUUGAGAUACAAUUAUUUAAGGUAAAUUACAUCUGUUUGAAAGUGAAACCAGUUUUUUUUUCAUGCAGGCUCUGUCAAUCAUAGCCAGGGGAGGUGUGGCUAGGGCUGCAUAAACAGAAACAAAGUGAUUUAACUCCUAAAUGACAGUGAAUUGAGCAGUGAAAUUGCAGGGGAAUGAUCUAUACACUAAAACUGCUUUAUUUAGCUAAAGUAAUUUAGGUGACUAUAGUGUUCCUUUAACCAAGAUAGACCUAAUGGGCUCUUUAAUGCUCAACUCCUAUUCUAUUGCACCAGAAGCUGAGACCUGAGGGCUAUCCUGCUAGAUGCAGUGAUGGUUCCUUGCAAUGCCUUUGUUACUUUACUCCCUUGCAGAGACUGCUCAUUGAGCUGCACUGGGAAGUCUGUUAUUGGACAACCACAGAAAGCCUGGGAGGGGUUAGGAGGGCAAUGCAAGUGAACUGCAGGUAUUGCAAGCUGAUUUAGAUAUACCACCUGUGAAAUUAAAUGAAUGUAUGUUUUAUUAAGAUUAUAUCUUCCAAAAAAGAUUUAUUUUUUUUGGACCGUGAAGUAUCUUUUUUAAAGGACCACUAUAGUGCCAGGAAAACAAACUCGUUUUCCUGGCACUAUAGUACCCUGAGGGUGCCCCCACUCUCAGGGUCCCACUCCCGUGGCGCUGAAGGGGGAAGAAGGGGUUAAUCCCUUACCUUUUUUCCAGCGCCGGGCUCCAUCGGCGCUGGGACUCUCCUCCCUCUUCUUCAGUCAUCGGCUGAAUGCGCAUGCGCGGAUUCUCAAUGCUUUCCUAUGGACACUGGCGUCUUCUUACUGUGAAAAUCACAGAAGCGCGGAAGCGCCUCUAGCGGCUGUCAAUGAGACAGCCACUAGAGGCUGGAUUAACCCAUAGGUGAACAUAGCAGUUUCUCUGAAACUGCUAUGUUUACCUCGAAAAAGGGUUAAAGUUAGCUGGACCUGGCACCCAGACCACUUCAUUAAGCUGAAGUGGUCUGGGUGCCUAUAGUGGUCCUUUAACCCCUUAAGGACCAAACUUCUGGAAUAAAAGGGAAUCAUGACAUGUCACGCAUGUCAUGUGUCCUUAAGGGGUUAAAAGGACACUAGUCACAAGAACAACUACAGCUUAAUGUAGUUCUGGUGAGUAUAGUAUGUCCCUGCAGGAAUUUUGCUGUAAACACUGUCUUUUCAGAGAAAAGGAGCGUUUGCAUUUACAUUGCUGCCUAGGGUGCUGAUGUUUAGACUCUCCACGCUCUGCAUGGAGACCCUGAACUUGCCCUGUAGAGAUGCAUUUAUUUAAUGCAUCUCUGAGAAGAUGCUGAUUGGGCAGCCGAAUAUUUGACUCAGCCACCCACCACCUUGGCUGAGAUAAUCCGAAUUUCUUAUGGAAAAGCAUUGGACUGGCUGAGAUGUUCAAUUCUGAUGUCAGCCAAGGAGUAAGUUUUAACACUAUUUAAGGGAGGUAAGGGGAGACUGGGUGCCUGAAUAGUGUUUUUAACACUAUAGAGUCAGGAAUCCACAUUUGUGUUCCUGACUCUAUAGUUCAAACUCAAGGAAAAAAUAACACAUUUUGGAAAUUUCCAUCUAGUCGCAUCUUGGGUAUUUUCAAUUCACGGUUUAGUGAAUACAUCUGCUUGUACUAUAUGCAUUUAGCCACAAUGAGUUUUAAUUACAAAAUCAUGAAUUAAUUGAAAUUGGCUUGUGAAUUGUAAACUUUAGGCUGAAAUACAUGAGCGGGAAAAGUAGCUGAUUUGGAGUUUCGUUCCAGUGUCAUGUGAGAGCUGUGGGUUUCACAGAUGUGUCCGCAUAGGAGCUGAUAAGAAUGGUUGUUUUUUUUUUAUUUUAUUUUUUUAUUAGGAUGGCUUUCAAAUACUCAUUGCUGCUUUUAGUGAUGGCUCAGCCCAAAACAGUCAGUUUCAAUUUGUCUGCAUUUGGUUAAAUCCGAAGUAAACAUUUAAUUUAGUUUUAAGCUCAGCAUAACUAGUUAUUAGUUUUAAUAAUUCACAUACAGGUUAUUUUAAGGUUGUUUUUUUUUAUUUUUAAAUGUAUUUUUACUUUUCUCUCUCUGCGGUUUGCUUGUGUUUUUUUUAGAUCUCAAUAAGUUUUGUUAAAGAGACACCCAGGAAGGAGUUGAUCUCCUGUCUUUGUACUGCAUUAAAAGAUGCAAACAUUUAAAGGGUUACUCCAAAAACCAUGACCACUUCAGUGAUGUGUUUUAAAUCUGUUUUAUUGGUUCAUUCAAUAAGCGGUCAUCCCACGCAGGGGAGGUAAGCAAAUCAUAGUUAACAUAUGUCAAAGGCAUUAACCAUCAAGCAUAGUAUGGAUCAAAUUCAAAACAGUCGGUGCCUGGUAGGGCGGAAAAGUUUAAGUAUAUAAACAUAUGUUACGUAUAUUUAACGAUAUUGAUUCUAUGAAUUAUCUGCUAACAUGAGGCAUUAUCUAAAUAUUCAAAUAAAGUAUACAGCAGUAUGUUGAGCUUGAAUUACUCUUGCCCUCUGGCCUAAUAGUUUGGCACAUGUUGUGAGAGUUGCGAUGUUGGAUAAGCGGUCAUCCCACGCAGGGGAGGUAAGCAAAUCUUAUCUAACAGAUGUCAGAGGCAUUUACCAUCAAGCAUAGUAUGAAUCAAAUUCAAACAGUCGGUGCCUGGUAGGGUGGAAAAGUUUAGGUAUAUAAGCAUAUGUUACGUAUAUUUAACGGUAUUGAUUCUAUGGAUUAUCUGCUAAUAUGAAACCUUAUCUAAAUAUUCAGGUAAAGUAUACAGCAGUAUGGUGAACUUGAAUUACUUUUACCCUCUGGCCUAACAGUUUGGCUCAUGUUGUGAGAGUUGUAAUGUUGGAUCAGCAGUCAUCCCACGCAGGGGAGGUAAGCACAUCAUAUUUAACGUAUAUCAGAGGCAUUUACCAUCAAGCAUAAUAUGGAACAAAUUCGCACAGUCUGUGCCUGGUAGGGCGAAAAAAUUUAAGUAUAUAAGCAUAUGUUACGUGUAUUUAAUGGUAUUGAUUCUAAACUGCAAGUACUGAGCCAAUGCUACACACCAGGCUGACUUCACUUGAAUGUUAAGCUUCGUGGUCAUUUACCUUAUAACAGCGGUUUAUGCGUCUUAUGCACCUAUUCGGCUCCCGCGGUGGCUGAGCAUGAUCCCACGCUGCUGCAUGAGGCCGACACAGCUAGCGUGACAUGACGGUCAGACCGCGUAAGUCGAUUUAAUAAAACUGAGGUGGGUGCAGUUUGACCGCGUCUAGCCAGGCCUGAGCCUGUUGGUCUGCUGCAAUCUAUGUAUGUUACCACUUAUUUAAAUUAUGCCUAUCUGGGCAGAAAAUAAAGUGUGCUCCUGGAUUAAUCGUAUAUGUAGAGAAGAUAUGCCGCUGUCCAUUGGUAAGCUAGUAUGGUUACCAAGGUAUACCGCAGCACCUUGGGUGUAUCAGUUUGGUACUUAAUUCAACUGCGUCUAGGUAGGCCUAAACCUGUGUAACUAGCAAGCUAACAAAAGGUAUAUAGUAGUGCUGUCUAACGCAUUGUCAUAGCUGCGUAUUGUUGUUUUAAGCUCUCACAGCAGAUAUGAUAUUUUGGUCAGGCAGUGUGCGGUCGCAGCUAUUGGCGUUGUAUCAGCGCCUAGUAAAUUAUAAACUAUGUAUGCAAUAAAGAUGGGUGCAUAAAAUAUAAAAAUGAUGACAUUAAGAGACUAAUACUGGUCUUGGAAGAAGUCUGAUGAGGGCCUCACUCGGCAGAGCUGCAGUACGUCUCUUAGGUCGCCAAGCCUCCAGCCGCCCUCCCCAGACCGGCUCCCGCCCACUGUCAGAGCCCCCCGUGGCGCUGUGGGCACUCAGGAGUAGAAGCUGUCCACUUGACCCCCACACCUUGAGUCCGCGGGCAGUCCACUCCCUGCACCUCCCCAUCACCACCCAGAACUCAGUGAAACGAGUGCCCCCAUGUCUCUCCCGGUGCCGGCCACAUACUUGGGACCGGCUCACACUCCUCCCGGCCACCGGUCCGCCGGGCGGACUGCGAAGACCUGCCCCACAGGGCUCUCAGCAUCAGGGACAAUGCUUUCCGGGGACCCCCGACCCAGUAGCAAGGGCACCCACCUCUCCAGCGGGCGGGCAGUCAGUGCGGGGGACCCAGCUGGCGGUCAGUAGUGCCAAAGUCCUCACGAGCCGUCCUGAUCCGCUCCUCUUGGUGAGUAUUUAUCAUUCUUACUCCAUCUUUGGUCAUUCAAAGGUGCAUUUUAGCUAGUCCUGGAAAAGGAGGCGAGGGCAGGACCCCUCUGUUGAGAUCUGCUGCCUCCUUGAUCCUGCUUGCUGGUGUCAGCAUCUGCGAGGAAGUAGGCCCGUGGUAUAUGCUGGGCCAGAGGUGUAAGCGGUGGAUGUCCCCCUGUUCACUACCAAUCUUCUCCGCCUCUGGUUCUAUCUCCAUCUGCGCAGGUCUCCUGGCGGGCUGUUCUCCUGACAGCCUGUGCCAGUGUGGGCGAACGGUUGAGAUCCAGCACGGGGCUCCCGUCGUCUGGAGGGCCGUCGCCAUGCGGCCGGGAUAUCCCCCGCCGGCCAAAAAGGGGGGGGAGCGGGGCCGCACCGCCGAUAAGCACUGUAAGUGCACUCUCAGUCUCACGCUGCGGGCAUCCACAAUAGGGUACCCCCGCUUCAUCGGUCCCACUCUCAUGCUACCUGCAUCUAGGCUCCCAGCAGCGUGGAGGCCGGGGAUGUCGGUAUUUCCCCUUCCCGGAUUGCCGUUGGUGACCCGCGGGUAUCCCACAGUAGCUGGGGUUAUGCUCUCCACCAUGCUUGUGAGUAUGUCGGCGUUGGGGCACUCUGAACCUGCAUUUUUGGCCACUUUCAUGUGCUCGGGUCUGGAGCUGAAUCUCGUGGCUGCCUGUCGGCCCGGCGGCCCGGCCCCGCCCCCACUUCAGUGAUGUGAAUUAGACAUAAUGUUUGGCGUUGGUUUGUGCAGCAAACCAACUGUGACACACUGUGAAAAAGGUAACAUAAUAUUAAAAGUGAGAGGUGGUUAAAAAAACCUGGGUUAAUUGUUUCAGUGCCAGGUUAUGACCUGACAUUUUUUUUUUUUUAGGAUACCAAAGGUAUCGUUUAUUAUACCAAGAGGUGAGUAAAAUAGAACUUUUAGUUUGAAAUUCUUUACAAACAUAGUUAGACAUUUGCUGCGAAAUGUGUUACUCUAGGUAGGCUAAUGACGCUGCAAGAGGUAAAGUUAAAUCUGUGCAUAUUUGGCGUCUGUUGUCCGCAUGCAUAGCAUACUCCGUGCUGACCAAAUCCUCCCCUCAGCCUGUCCUCCAGGUUGUCCCUCUGCCUCCUGUAAAGGGGAUGAUGUCACGGGAGGAUUAGGCUGCCAGGAGAACGUGGUCUUGAUGCUGGAUCGAAGAGAAAAAUGUAUGCUUUUAUUCUUUUUGUAUUCCCUUUAGGAGAGGGAAAAACCAUGCCAGUAAGUGUUAAACUGACCAAGUGUUUUUUGUUUCUCAUUAUGUGGGUUUUCCCAGGAAACUGUAAUGCUUUUUCUGAGGUCCAUGUAAGUAGGUUUAUUCACUGAAUAGUACUAAAAAGUAGCUGUCACUAGUAAGAUUUCUGCACAAAUAGUCAAAAAAUUAUUUUUAUGGUUUUCAUGAUGAGGCAAUGUCUGAAGAAUGUGUAAAAUUUUUAUUUUUAUUUUUUAUCUGCUCAAUUGUUGUCAAACUUGAAUGACAAUGAAAUCUGAGAUGCACUAGUGGAAUUUACAGUUUAAAUUAUAAAUUGUGACUCUUAAACUGUUCUGAUUUCACCAACAUGCCCAAAAAAUUAUUUAAAAAAAUCUGUUAUCAAAUAUAUAACCUAAUAGUUGACAAAACCAGACUGCUGCUUAACUGAACAAAGUUUAUGCAGACAUGCUAAACACUGACUUUGAAAAUAUUGGACUUGCUAAGAUUGGCCAACAAAUAUCAGCUACUUCCUAGUUUGAGCAGAGCAUAUUUCAUUUCUUUCUACAAGCCGUUUUAAUACACAGUUCUAAUUAGUACGGUUUGUGUCUGAAACCCUUCAAUUUGUAUACAGAGAAUCUGACAGUAGCAAUAUUUUCACAUUGAUGUACAAUAUGAAUCUAUUGCUCUGGGGCGUAUUCAGGCACAUUGAGCAGGUUUAGUAGACCCCAUCCCCAAUAAAAGCAGUGUGGAUCACAUCUGACCUGCAUGACACACUGUGAAAAAGGUAAUAGAAUAUCAUAAUAUAAGUGAGUGGUGUUGUGGUUAAAAACCCAGGUUAACUUUUUCAGUGCCAGAUUGUGACCUGACCUUUUUAUAUGCGAUGGAAUGGGACUAGUGUGUGAUUAAAGAUAAAAAAUGCCAAAGAUAUAGUUUAUUAUUCCACGAGGUGAGAAACAAAGAACGUUUAACUUUGUUUAUCAUAGUGAUUGUGUGAGUGUGACGCAUACAAAGAUAUAAGAUCACCCAGAGUGUUUUUAAGUCCAGUACGAACACAUUUUCUUUUAUUGUAAAAUGUUGUAAUAAGGAAAUAAAUGCUGUAAGUCAUAGGAUAUGUCAUCAUUUUCAAAGAACAUGAAGGGCAAAAUGAUGUGUAAUGCCAGAACACAAUAUAUUCAAGUAAGCUCUGUUUUUGUAGUUCAGUAUACAGUAGUCCGGUUGCCUUUAAUGUGAGUGUUAAGAUUUACAGCUGGAUUUUAAACCUCACAUGCACACUUUAGAGGUCAUUCUUUCCUACCCACCCCGGUAAUCAUUAUAUAUAAUACCUAAUAAGUAUUCUGUCCACAGAAACAUGAUGCAUUUGGCAAAUAUGGCACAGUCUGAGUAAACUUGUUGCGCUGUUGUACAUUUGUAAAAUAUGUGUGCCAAUCAAAUGCUAACAUGUUUGGUACAAUUGAUUUAAAAAAAAAAAAAAAGUUGCCUUAAAUUUUUUUUUUUUGUGUGUAAUCCCUGUCAAUGCUUACAUAGACUCCUGUCUGCUGAUGGAAUUUUGAGAGCUAUGCAUAUGGUCUGUUACAAAUACAAUUAAACACCAUAACCACUACAGUCCAUUUUACUGGUUAUGAUGUCAGAAGUGCCCAUUGGAAGUAGCCAAAUUGUUUGAAAACAUACUUGUGCAGGACACCGGCCGCCUCCUUCCUGUGUCCUCAGCCAAAACUCUCAGCCAUCAGGGAUACUAUAGUCACCCAGACCCCUUCAGCUCAGUGGUCUGGGUGCAAUGUCCCUCAGGUUUUAACUCCUUUAGGACCGGGCUGUUUUUGCGAUGUUGUACAUUUGCGACCAGGCAUAUUUUUACACUCUUGUGUUUUUUUUGUGUUUAGCUGUAAUUUUCCGCUCUGUUACUGUUCCCAUACAAAUUAUAUAUUGUUUUUUUCAGGACAAAAGGGGAUUUCUUUACAUACCAUUAUUUAUAUAAUCUCAUGUAAUUUAAUUUAAAAACAAUAAAAAAAUAUGAAACAUUGAAAAAAAUGUGUUUUGACUUUUACUUGAAAAAUCUUUUACUCCUCUACAAAAGCGAAUGAAAAAAAACUGCUAAAUAGAUUCAAAAUGUUGUCCUGAGUUUAAAAAUACCCAAUGUUUACGUGCUUUUUUUUUGUUGCAAGUUAUAGGGCUAUAGGUACAAGUAGGAUAUUGCGGUUUCAAAACAUACAUUUUUAAAAUAUAUCAAUAGUGACAUUGUAACACUAUUAUCUGUCAUAAAUCUCUGAAUAACACUCCACAUAUAUUUUUUAAAGUAGACAACCCAGGGUAUUCAAUAUGGGCUAUGUCCAGUCUUUUUUAGUAGCCACUUAGUCGAAAACACUGGCCAAAGUUAGCAUUCAUAUUUGUUUGUGUGUGAAAAAAGUAAAAAACUAAAUUGAAUGCUAAUUUUGGCCAGUGUUUGUGACUAAGUGGUUACUAAAAAAGACUGGACAUACCCCAUUUGCAAUACCUUGGGUUGUCUUCUUUUGCAAAUGGUAUGCCAUCAUGGGGGUAAUUCUCAUUCCUGGGCUACCAUACGCUCUCUAAGGCAACAUAACCAACCUGGCCAUUUCCAAUGUAAAAAUAUUUGACCAUGUAACUUUCAAAAAUGCUAUAAAACCUGUACAUGGGGGGUACUGUUAUACUUAGGAGACUUUGCUGAACACACAUAUUAGUGUUUCAAAACUGGAAAACGUAUCACAACAAAUAUAUCAUCAGUAAAAGUGCUGUUUGUGUGUGAAAAAUGCAAAAAAAGUCACUUUCACUGACAAUAUCAUCGCUGUGAUAUGUUUUACUGUUUUGAAUAACUAAUAUUUGUGUUCAGCGAAGUCUCCCGAGUAAAACAGUACCCCCCAUGUACAGGCUUUAGGGUGUCGUAGAACGUUACAGGGUAAAAUACAGUGCUAGCAAAUUAAAUUCUCUGGACUUUCGGCCUGGGUUGGCAGGCAGAUCCCUCAAAUUGCAAUCAAUAAAAUUACUUAAUUAUGUAAAAAUAUUACAUAAAUAUGCACGUAGAAUUUAAAUAUAUAUGCAUAUUUAUAUAUUUGAGGUCUACGUGUAUAUUUAUAUAAUUAUUUAUGUAAUUUUGUAUAUGGACAUAUGUAUAUUUCGGAUUAUUUAUAUUUAUAUAUACAUAGAUAGAUAUAUAUAGAUAUAUACAAUUUCAUUCUAAGUGUAUUUUGAUAUAAAUAUAUAUAAUCAAAAUACAGUUAGAAUAAAAUUUCAUAGAUAUAUAAUUUGUUUAAAUUUUUUAUUUUUUAUUUAAAUUACUUAUUUAUAUUUUAUAAUAUGUAUACAAUAUAUAGUUAUUAUAUAUUAUAUAUACGUGUGUAAUUUAAUAAUUUAAUUUUUAUAUUAAUAUAUGUACAUAUUAAUAUAAAAAUACACUUAGUAUGAAUAUAUAUGAUUAUAACACCCCCAUUUAUGCAUGUUUAGGUGAGUGCAGCAACCCCCCCCCCUUGUGAGAUAUAUAUAUAUAUAUAUAUAUAUAUAUAUAUAUAUAUAUAUAUAUAUAUAUAUAUAUAUAUAUAUAUAUAUAUAUAUAUAUAUAUAUAUAAUAAAUUUGGGAGUCUAGCCAACUCCUUGGUUAUGCACCCCUCCCUGUCACAGGUGCCUCAUCCCAGGGCCCUAUUUAGCCUUGUACUGCAGAGAGCCCCAGAUUGAAUUUUUUUUCUCAAGUAAGUGGUUUAAUCUCAUAAGAGCAGACAUUAGGCUGUUAGUGUAGGACCUGCCAAAGAUGGGGUACAUUGACGUUGUGGCAGGCUUAUGCAAUGUAUGAUCAUAUAAUGUAACUAAACCCCCAUUAUUUUUGCCUUUUUAAAAAAAACUAAUAAAAUCUUUCAACAUUGAAGUUGCUGUUUAGUGGAUAGGUGAGUGCGCUGGAUCUAUAUAUAUAUAUAAUUUUUUUUUAAAUUAACAUUAACUUUUAAUUUUUUUAUGAUUUUACAGUUGCAGGGAGACUGCCUGCCAGCGCAGGCAGAGACAUGGACACCUAUUGUGACCAUGUGAUUGCUGUGUUGAGCGAUCACAUGGCCACAGGGGUCCUAAUCCAGUGUGGGGAGACUGUCUGGGCUGCGGGCAGUCUCCCCACACCGGGAGCAACACUGAUCGCCGCCGUCGUUCAGGUAAGUAACUAAAACCGUUAGGACGGUUCAGGACCGUCAGCGGUCGGCAAGGCAAAAAUGCAGAUGACGGUCCUGAACCGUCCGCGGUCCUUAAGGGGUUAACCCUUCAGAUGCAAACAUAGCAGUUUCAGAGAAACUGCUAUGUUUACAUUUGGGGUUUAGCCAGCCACUAGAGGCGCUUCUGUGAUUGCUGGAGGCAUAUUAUGCCUCCAUCGCGCAGAGCGUCCAUAGGAAAGCAUUUAAAAAUGCAUGCGCAUUCGGCUCCGCUGAUGUCGGCAGAGGGAGCUGACGUCGGUGGGGGAGGAGAGGUCACCAGCGCCGAGGGAGCCUGGCGCUGGAAUAAGGUAAGCUGCUGAAGGGGUUUUAAACCCUUCAGCGCCACGGGUUGGGCACCCUCAGGGCACUAUAGUGUCAGGAAAACCGCUUUGCUUUCCUGACACUAUAGUGAUCCUUUAACCUGGCCUUGCACUGUGGGGCUUAGCUCAGGGGAGCUAAUGGAAACUUCCUAAAGGGUCUUCCAGGCUUGAGAAGAGGUGACCAGCUUCAGGUAAAUGGUUUGAUUACUUACCUUGGAAGGGUGCUAGGGCCAUACAAGUAGUGUAACCACUAGUGCAGGUUGUAGAGGUUAUGGUGAUUGUAGUGCUCGUUUUAAGAUUCAUUUGUAAAGCACCAACAGACUGCAACGUACAAGACCACAUAUUUGUCAUGACCAAGAGCUUGCCUACACUAAAGGCAUAAAGUACUGAAUUCAGGUUCCAUGGAGAUUGUCACUUUAGUAUUUGUGGAAUGCAAUGCGCGUUACUUAAGUUAUAGCUCAAUGUCCUAUUCUUGAAUUACUGUAUGUACAAACAGAAUAUUCCAUUUAACAGUAUUAAAAAUUGACUCAAAAUUAUAGUUUGGUUUACGCGUUCUUUUUAAAAUGUCUGAUUACUGCAUGUACCUUUAAACCAUGCAAUGUUGUGAAGUGUUAAAAGCCCGAAGGAUACCAGUGGUUAAAUAAACACAGGGCUGUGAAAUAUCCCCGUACCACUGCCAGGCUCUUAGUUCACUUCUUCACUGAGAGAAUGCUUUCAGCACCGUGUAUUAGACGUUCUAAAUAGAAAUAGAAUUUCGUUAUUUAUUCCUGCUUUAUUAACUACUCUUCAUUUGCUUGUUGUUUUUUAAAUUACAUUUCUAGCGUUGUUUGUGGGAUUUAUUUGUGCUUUUGUGGCCUAUUCCUACCCCUUCAUUUCAGCAGAGAAUAAAAGACUCGGAUAAUAUAUUCGAUGUCUCGUACGGUUUUCUUGUGCCUUGUCUUACAUUUAGAGAAGUGAUUCACAAGGCGCCAAUGCCAGUGUCUUAUUUAAAAUAUUUUUCUUUAUUGCAAUUUAAAUGCUCUAAAAAAUAUGCGUUAUUCGCAGUGGUAUACAGAAAGUAGCUGCUAGACAGUGUGCAGACUACCUGAAGAUAAGCCUGACAGUGCCUCCCUCUUUAAAACGCAAAUUGUAGGUUUAACCCCUUAAGGACCGGUAAGAGUCUAUUCUAUCAGAAAAUCUGUUUUUCAAGGAUACUAUACCUAGAACAGAAAGUCCAUUAAAGUAAUAACUUCUCCCAUACAGUUAAUGCUGCUCAUAAAGGGGCACUCAAAGCAUCUCAACGCUAAGCAGGCUGUAGUAGUUAUGGUGUUAGGAGGUUUAUAGGUACUAGGUUGUGACGAUGGCAAAGUGUAACCUUUGGCCUUUAAGGGAUUCAUGUUGUAGGUAGAGUUGGCAAAUGGGUUAGGAAAAUUCAGUAAAACAGUCCUGGCAAGUCGUCAAUCAUGAAGGGUUUAGAUUAUACAUCUGUUAUCUAGACUGUAAUACAAAUCUGAAAUGUUAUGUAACUUUUUUUUUUAUAUAUUGAUGAAAGUACAAUUAAUAUUUGAAUCUACUGACUUUAUAUGGAGCCUUCAGUGAACUGCGACCCAUCAAGGAUUUGUAUUUCUGGACUUGGAGAAGUCUGGGAUUUAAUGAAUGAGUCCUGAGAUUUUAAUCUGCCCCGCAAACUGAAAAUGACAAAGCUGAUCUGAGUGUGAUACAUUCCACUUAUGUUACAAUUGGCAUGCUCAUUGCACUAUUGUACCGUUAUAAAAAGCUGCACAGGUCGAUACUGCACACUAAAAGAUGACACUUGUGGAUGGGUGAGGACCAGGUAGGAUCCAAGAUAUCUCAUUCCGCAGGGUUUACUAAAGGCUGAGAUAUAGCAAGGUGUUACAAAAAGCUGCUUUUAUGGAACCCAGUCCACAGACAAGACACAUUCUUUCAAGUUGCAGGAAGGAAUACAAUGCAUAUUAUAAGAUGCAAUGUGCUUUUACAGAACUUUGGAAGAGAUGUAUUUUUCCCUGUGAGCAUCGAUUCCUCUUUGGCUUUUAGAAAAAACAAAAACCAUGAGAAAAUGUAUAGUGUUUUGCAUGAUGUGUUUUGCAAAUUAGCUGGAAAACGUUUUAUUGUUGGGCAAUCACAGUUGUCUAAAUACAUAGAUCAGAAAAGGUUCACACGUGGGCUGGUUAUUAUUUUCAGUAUUGUAAAAUAGAACAUUAAAAAAAGGAAGUGGCUGCGGUAUGUCAGAAAUUCUAAGAUUGUUUAAAAGACUUUGCUUUUAUCAACUUGUUUUAUUCUUCUAUCUUACCAGUUUAUUAAAUACCAGUUAUUGUUUGAUUCAGACCAGGUAUGGCAGUUGUGAGUGUAGAACAUGAAUUGGGGUGCCUAUUAAAGGCACAUAUAAAAUUACAAAUAAAUGUGUUUGGGGAGUCUCACAGACCCACUUUAAUUCAGCAAAAACUGCAAAUUAAAGAGUAAAAAUCCCCCAGUCAAUAGAAUGCUUCUCACAGAGAUCACUGCAUGGCAAUUGCAACGCUGCAUCUUCUAUGCUUCUUAUCGAGAACUAGUGAAUCUGAUGCUUCUGUAUGAGAAGCAUAUCCUUCUGCUUUAUGCUGGGGCACAAAGUUAUCAAGAAGAGCACUUUUCCGACUGUCUGACAUCAGUCAGCUUGCACACAGACACUUUAUUAAAAUCUGCACUGUUAAGCCCUCAAUCACUUCAGCAAACUGUAGUGUUUUAGAUGUUUGUGUUAUUUUUAAAAGCAUCAUAGAAUUUUCUUGUGGGGAACAUUUAACUAUAUGAGUCAGCCGAUAAGCAGUUUGGUGUUUCAAUACCGUUCACUAUUCUCUGUUGGGUAGAAUGUCUCUUAAUGUAUACAGAAAUUAGGAUGGAUUUUUAUUUUUGAGGGGGGAAGUCUUUGUGGUGUAGAUGCAAAGCUGAUGAUGUAAGAGUGAAGGCAGCAUCAGUGAGUUUCGCAGUUGUCCCAAGUAUUUUGCCAGUAAGGGUGUAUUGGGGCAGUCCCACCAAACGUUUUCUCUCCAGCCAGUGUGCAGGACAGAAUGAUAGAAUGUAUGUCUGCAUUCUCUGCCAUCUGAAUAUGCAGACCGAUAUUGGCUUGCACUUCUGCUUUUUCUCUCUCAUCUGUCAAAUGAGUAAUUUGGGGGCAAAUCUUUUGUAUUGCUAAAGUACUGAAACUGUUAUAUUAAACUAUUGAACCAAUAAACCAUUCUGAAAAUUUUUCUCAAAAUGCACUUGAGAAUGGAAUUGAAACAUGCAGAAAAAAGCAAGGACCUGUUAUAAAUAGCUUAACCCCUUAAGGACACAUUACGUGUGACUAGUGAUGUCCCUAACGGUUCACCACGGACUCAUCAUUGAGUAAACUUUGACCCUGUACCUCACAGUCAGCAGACACAUUCCAGCCAAUCAGCAGCAGACCCUCCCACCUCCUGGACAGCAUCCAUUUUGAAGCUGCAUUCUUAGUGAGCUAUCUGGAAGGGAGGGUCUGCUGCUGAUUGGCUAGAAUGUGUCUGCUGACUGUGAGGUACAGGGUCAAAGUUUACUCAAUGAUUGUCAGGGAGCCGCGGGCGGCGAGGAGGGGAGGCUGCACGCCACUUGCAGCACUCACACUCAGUCCAUCGCCGCCCGCGGUCUCCUCUCUGCUUACCUGUCGGCGAGCGGCGUCUCCUCUGUGCCGCUCGCCGCCAGCGUCCUCCACGCCCCCCAGCGGCAGCAUGUAUAACGCUGCACGCUGGGAGGUCCAGGAGUUAAGUAAACGCCGGGGUCACAUGAGUCCGGUACGGCACCUUUUCUGUGUGUGUGUGUGUGUGUGUCAGCGUGUUAGGUUCCCCGAAUCGUGACAUUACAACAGGGCCACCAUGGAACCUGCUGACAUUCCACAGCUGUUAGUUAAUCAGGAGGCUAGAAUGGACGGUUUAGACCACCGUAUGGAUCAGUUUGCCCAGGCUUUACAAACCAUACUGGCUCGUACUGCCCACUUGCAACCUGCCGUCCAAGAAGCUGUUGCUGCUGUGCCAGAACCCAUUCCUGAUCCAGUACCCGCUCCUGCUCACGUGGUUCACAUGACUCCACCUCAGCGCUAUAGCGGUGCUCCAGCAUUGUGCCGUGGUUUCCUCAACCAAAUUGAUAUUCAUUUGGUGAUGAAUCCUCGUUCCUACCCCACUGACAGAACCAAAAUUGCUUUUUUGAUUAACCAUUUGUCCGGGAAAGCACUAGCAUGGGCUAAUCUCAUGUGGGAGAAUACGUCCCCAAUGUCAUUUUCAGACUUCUUAACAGCUUUUAAACGUACGUUUGACCAACCCGGCCGGGUUGCUUCUGCUGGCAAAGCUCUGCUUAGGGUUCGACAGGGUAAUAGAUCAGUAGCGGAUUAUACCAUUGAAUUCCGUACUUUGGCAGCUGAAGUGGUCUGGAAUAACGACGCUCUCGUAACAGCUUUUCAGGAGGGUUUGGCUGCUUACAUAUUAGAUGAGAUAGAUCAUCCAGAAGAACAGGCAUUUCCCUGGAUGCUAAUAGAUUAUGUCAUUCUAAUUGACAACCGUAUCAGAGAGAGGCGUAGUCAAAGGAGGAUGAAUACACAGGGGUUGCCUGCUUUACCCAGUAUUGCAUUGCUAGCAUUACCUCCCCCUAAUCAACCAACUCCCGAACCCAUGCAAUUAGGUGCUGUAGGCUUAUCUGAAGCUGAAAGAACGUACCGCAGAAGGGAGGGUUUGUGCCUUUAUUGUGGUAAGAGGGGGCAUCUCCGAAGAAACUGUCCUAGUUUGCAGGGAAACUCCAGCACCUAAGGCCUAGAGAGGGGUCGGCCUCGGGUGUUAUGGUUUUUUCCCCUCAUAUGUCCAUCUCUAGACCAUUUAUAACGGUUUCUCUUUUGGUCAAUAAAACCACGAUAACAACUAAAGCCUUGAUCGAUUCAGGUGCUGCAGACAGUUUUAUGGAUGAGAACUUUGCUAAAACCGCAGCCAUGAAUCUGAUCCAAAAGGCCACACCCUUGGCCAUUGAGGCCAUAGAUGGUAGACCACUUAAGAAACCUCUGGUGACCCAUGAAACCCAAGAAAUGGUUAUGGUCGUGGGUGCCUUACACAAAGAAAGCAUAGCCUUCCAAAUAUUUGACUCCCUUACAGCUUCCAUCAUUCUGGGUUUUCCCUGGUUAGUGAAGCAUAACCCAGUACUCGAUUGGGAUUCUCUAGAUAUACUAUCCUGGGGGGUAUCUUGUCAACAGGAUUGUAUGGCCCGUUUACAUCCCGUUUGUUUAAUUAAUGUGCCUACAGCUAAACCACUUUCUGUUUCUGUCCCUCCUGUGUAUGCAGACCUCGCAUUGGUCUUUGAAAAGAGGGAAGCUGAUAAACUACCCCCACACCGGGAUUAUGAUUGUGCCAUAAAUUUGUUACCUGGAACGAUGCCUCCUAGGGGUAAGGUCUACCCGCUUUCUGAGAAAGAAAACCAGGUCAUGGAGGAGUACAUACAGGAAUCCUUACGUAAAGGUUUUAUCAGAAGGUCCUCCUCUCCUGCUGGUGCUGGUUUCUUUUUUGUUGCCAAGAAGGAGGGCGAUUUGAGACCAUGUAUAGAUUAUAGGGGUCUGAAUAAUAUAACAAUUAAAAAUGCUUAUCCUAUCCCUCUCAUUACUGAGUUGUUUGACAGUGUUAAAGGUUCUAGAUAUUUUACUAAACUAGACCUCAGGGGGGCUUACAACUUGGUUCGGAUAAAAGAAAACGAUGAAUGGAAGACAGCGUUCAAUACACGCAGUGGGCAUUACGAGUAUCUAGUCAUGCCUUUUGGACUGUGUAAUGCUCCUGCUGUCUUUCAGGACUUCAUAAAUGAUGUCCUUAGAGAUCUACUGCAUGUCUGUGCUGUGGUUUAUCUCGAUGAUAUACUCAUAUUCUCUCCUGAUUUGGAGUCACAUCAUAACCAUGUGAGGAAGGUACUUAAGAGAUUGCUACAGAACGGUCUUUAUUGUAAAUUGGAGAAAUGUUUAUUUGACCAGAAAUCAGUACAAUUCCUAGGGUACGUCAUUUCUGAACAGGGGUUCAGUAUGGAUCCUUCUAAAUUAGAAGCCAUAUUGUCUUGGCCUCUUCCUCAAGGUCUUAAGGCAAUACAGCGAUUUAUAGGCUUUGCCAAUUAUUAUCGCAGGUUUAUUAAAAACAUUUCAUCGGUCAUUUCUCCUAUCACGAAACUUACUAAAAAGGGUUUGCACCCCAGGGUUUGGACUCCUGAAGCCGUCAAGGCCUUCGAAACCCUCAAAAAGGCAUUUGCCACUGCUCCUGUGCUACACCAUCCUGAUCCUUCCCUUCCCUUUGUAAUGGAAGUAGACGCUUCAGAAUCAGGUAUAGGAGCUGUAUUAUCACAAAGAUUAUCCUAUAACGAACCCCUCCAUCCCUGUUGUUACUUUUCUAGGAAACUGUCUGAUGCGGAAAAGAAUUACGACAUUGGGAAUAGGGAGCUAUUGUGAUGGCAUUUAAAGAGUGGAGAUACUUAUUAGAAGGAGCUAGACACAAAAUCCUGGUUAUAACUGAUCAUAAGAAUCUCUCCUAUAUAGCUGAUGCUAAAAGGUUAUCCUCUCGUCAAGCCAGAUGGUCCUUAUUUCUUUCACGUUUUCAGUUCAUUAUCACAUAUAGGCCUGGGUACCGUAAUGUCAAGGCUGAUGCUAUCUCCCGACAAUACGAAUCUUUGGAGUCUAUCGCCCCCACUCCUGAACCCAUUGUACCCACGUCUAAGAUAAUAGCUGCUACCCGUUUAGUUAUUUCAUCUCUUUUCCUUGAUGGUAUCAAGGAAUACCAAACCCAAGCACCCUCUGAGACACCUGUUGGUAGAUUAUACGUGAAAGAGAAAGAUAGAAAGAAACUGUUAGCUUUAUUUCACACCGCCAAAACGGCUGGCCACCCAGGGGUUACCAAAACAUACAAGGGUCUCCUUCAACAGUUUUGGUGGCCUUCACUUAAGCAAGACGUGGUGGAUUAUGUACAGGCUUGUCGUGUUUGUGCACAGUGUAAGUCUCCUAAUGUCAAACCCCCGGGACUCCUAAUGCCUUUAUCCAUACCCAAGAAACCAUGGACCCACUUAUCCAUGGACUUUAUUGUGGAUCUUCCUUCAUCCGAUGGAAUGACAGUAAUUUUGACUGUGACUGAUCCUCUAAAAUGGCACACUUUAUUCCACUUAAGAAACUACCUUCUGCGGUUCAGUUGGCUCAGGUAUUUGCCAAAGAGGUUUUCCGCUUGCAUGGUAUACCACAGGAUAUCGUAUCUGACAGGGGUCCUCAAUUUGUCUCUCAGUUUUGGAGGGGCUUUUGUGCUGAGAUGGGGAUUUCCUUGUCGUUUACUUCCUCCUAUCAUCCACAAUCUAAUGGAGCGGCCGAACGGGCGAAUCAAUCUGUGGAGUUAUAUUUACGUUGCUUCACGAAUGCACACCAGGACAACUGGUCUCACCUCCUUCCUUGGGCUGAAUUUGCCAGGAACACUGUGACUCAUUCAUCCACUGGCUUAAGUCCUUUUAUGGUUGCUUAUGGGUUCCAACCCUCUGUCCUUCCCGGCGUAUUCUCCGACAAGGGAAUACCCGCUUUGGACGAGCACCUCACCUCCUUACGGAAGAUGUGGGAUCAGGUCCAUGCUACUCUUUCUCGUGCGACUGCUACUCAGAAGAAAUUUGCUGAUCGUCGUAGGGGUGCUGCUCCCUCUUAUGUCCCGGGUGAUAGGGUUUGGUUGUCCUCUAAGAAUCUCCGCCUCAGGGUCCCCUCUAUGAAAUUCGCGCCCAGGUUCCUUGGCCCCUAUAAGGUAUUGCGUAGGGUCAAUCCUGUGUCCUACUCUCUAGCCUUGCCUCCUUCCAUGCGUAUACCUAACACUUUCCACACCUCCCUUUUUGAAGCCCCUGCUCUGUAAUCGAUUCUCUGGUCCUCUUAGGCGUCCAGAUUCCCUUCGCGCUAUCUCUAAUGACGUGUACGAAGUAGCUGCUUUGCUUGAUUCUCGUUUUUCUUGAGGUCGGUUGCAGUAUCUGGUUGAUUGGAAGGGUUACGGUCCUGAGGAGCGUUCCUGGGUUUCUGCCUCUGACUUGAAUGCGCCAUCCUUGAUCCGCUCCUUUCAUGCGCGGUUCCCUUCGAAGCCUUUAUGUCAGGGAGCCGCGGGCGGCGAGGAGGGGAGGCUGCACGCCACUUGCAGCACUCACCCUCAGUCCAUCGCUGCCCGCGGUCUCCUCUCUGCUUACCUGUCGGCGAGCGGCGUCUCCUCUGUGCCGCUAGCCGCCAGCGUCCUCCACGCCCCCCAGCGGCAGCAUGUAUAACGCUGCACGCUGGGAGGUCCAGGAGUUAAGUAAACGCCGGGGUCACGUGAGUGACCCGGCGUUAAAGAAACAGUACCACAAUCACAGUGGGGGGUAUAGAUAUCCCCCACGUGUGAUUGUUAAUUCUGAUUGGAAGUUAUCCAAUCAGAAUUAAACCUAGGGUAUUUAUACUUACCUUUCCUGUCCCUCAGUGCCCUGUUGUGGUCUUGUGAUACCUGUAGCGUAGUGUUCUCGUCUUGCUCUCUGGUUACUGAUUAUUUGGCUCGUUAUUCCGAUUAUCCUGUCUUCUCCACUCCUUUGACCUCGGCUUGUUUCUCGUUCUCCCGUUUUCUGGCUCCCUUUACCUGGCUUGUCUCCUGACUAUUCUUAGCGUGCUUAGCCCGGCCACUCUAAGGUCCGGUACGGCACCUUUUCUGUGUGUGUGUGUGUGUGUGUGUGUGUGUGUGUCAGCGUGUUAGGUUCCCCGAAUCGUGACAAUGAUGAGUCCGCGGCGAACCGUUCAGGACAUCACUACGUGUGACAUGUCAUGAUUCCAUUUUAAUCCAGAAGUUUGGUCCUUAAGGGGUUAAAAGGACACUAUAGUCACCAGAACCACUACUCCUUAAUGUAGUGGUUAUGGUGUCUUUAGCCUGUCCCUGCAUGCUUUUUAAUGCAAAUGCUGCCUUUUAACAGAAAAGGCAUUGUUUACAUUGCUGCCUAGUAACACAUCUAGUGGCAGUCACUCAGACAGCCGCUAGAGGUGCUUCCUGGGUCAGUGCGGCACAGUGAGCAGCAUUGGCAUUCAGCGUCUUCACGCUUGAAUUCAAUGCAUCUCUAUUAGGAGAUACUGGUUGGUGCAGAGCGGAGUUCUUUCAUGCAUGCACACUAGCCUCCCAAUGCUUUCCUCCGGGAAAGCAUUGGAUUGGAUGAGAUUUUCAAGAUUGAUUGAUCUCAGCCAUGGAGGCAAAGCAAGGCAGGGCCUGCCGCAGUAAGACUGACGCAGCGUAGGCGAAAAGAUGAGUAAAAAAAACACCUUUUCAGUGUGAUAAGAGUGGGACCGGUAACCUAAACAGCCAUACCAACACUAUAGUGUCAGGAAUGGGUUCCUUUAGACUUGGUCGUAACCCCUCCCCCAUAAAGCCACUUGAGGCUUAGUGUAUGUCUGUUCAUAGCCACAGUAUUGGGUGUCUUAUUGAAGGCUAUGAAACAUUCUAAUUUAAAAAAAAUCAACUUAAAGGACCACUAUAGUGCUAGGAAAACAUACUCGUUUUCCUGGCACUAUAGUGCCCUGAGGGUGCCCCCACCAUCAGUGUCCUCCUCCCGCCCGGCUCUGGGGAGAGGAAAGGGGUUAAACUUACCUUUUUCCAGCGCUGGGCGGGGAGCUAUCCUCCUCCGUUCCUCCCAUUUGGCUGAAUGCGCACGCGCAGCAAGAGCUCACGCGCAUUCAGCCGGUCUCAUAGGAAAGCAUUUACAAUGCUUUCCUAUGGACGCUGGCGUCUUCUCACUGUGAUUUUCGCAGUGAGAAGCACGCAAGCGGCUCUAGCGGCUGUCAAUGAGACAGCCACUAGAGGAAUUGGAGGAAGGAUUAACCCAUUUACAAACAUAGCAGUUUUUUUGAAACUGCUAUGUUUAUAAAAAAAAAAAUGGGUUAACCCUAGCUGGACCUGGCACCCAGACCACUUCAUUAAGCUGAAGUGGUCUAGGUGCCUAGAGUGGUCCUUUAAACCUUACAUUGCUUUCGUUUCCUGUCUUCUACUUUCAAGUAAAAGUCUGGCCCCUGUGCAGAACUGGUCCACAGUUAUAAUAAAGGAAUUUAUUAAGCCUGUUUACACUACCAGCAUUGAGAAUUUGGAAGCUGGAUGAGGGAGGGGUGCAGUUUCCACACAUCUAAAAAACCUCCUGGGACCGUGUCUCGUGUCCUGAAUUUGGUACUGUUCAGCUGAAUUCUCAAACUGCACCAGUAAUUAAUGGAACACUCCAAGCAUGAUAACGGCUACAAUUAGCUGUAGUGGUUAUGGUGACGACAGUGCCCUAUUGCACUGCCAGUAGAAGUAGUAAAACUAUUUGAAUAGUCUGACCUAUUUAGCCUGGUCUGCCAGGCACCUGGUUCUCUAUAACUUUGAAGCUUCCUGCAGUGAGUUAGCACGCCGGUGCAGGGAGACACUCAUUGGCUGAGAGCACUCAACUGACUCAACCAGUGAGACGGUUGUCUAUAUGGUAGGGCCUGGCUCAGGGAAUCUAACAGAAACUCCUUGCGGGCUCCAGAGGAUGAGGUGACCACCUGGAGGAUCCCAGGACAGUUGUCAGAUGUACUUAAACAGUUUGACUACUUACACGGGAAGGGCAUCAGGGCCCUACAAGCACCAUAACCACUACAUCAUGCUGUAGUGGUAGGCCUGCUAGCCAUUUUGAUUUAACCCCUUAAGGACCAAACUUCUGGAAAAAAGGGAAUCAUGACAUGACACACGUCAUGUGUCCUUAAGGGGUUAAGCAGGAAAGUCACGAUUUUCAAGUCACGUCAUAUUCUCAUAUGCAUAGUUUCAGAUCAGUAACCAUGAUUUAAAGCUCUGAUUUGUUAUAAAUUAUUGGCUUCCCCUCCAGAUGUUAAACCUUUCAUUCUUUUCUCACAAACAUUUUAAAAUCUGGGAUAUUUUUAAUGUUUACCCUAUUUAUUUAGGCUUAAAUUAGAUUGUCAGUGAGCAAAAAUAUUACCCUUUCUGUAAUUACCUGUCAGUCCUGAUCCUUGGCAUCCAAUCCAUAAUGGACUUUCUGUAGAUGUCCAGUCAGAGUAACCAAUGCAGCUCAAUGAGAAGUAUUUGCAAGGAAGGUGCUCUGAGCAUUGCCUGCCUCUCAACUUGAGCUCCAGUGAGCUAAGCAACCAGGAAAUAACAGCACCAGUUGAUCAACAGGCUGAGGCUUAUCACAUUAAUUUACAAAAGUGCCAAUUUGAUGGGACACACUCUUCAUAUAGUGCUUUAGGGGUUUGGAGUAUCCCUUUAAACACUAUUUGUUAACUGAAGUGGUCAAACAAAAGAUCUUUAAUAAAAUCAACUGGAAUAGUUUGCCCUUGUAGUCCGGUCCCAGCCGGGUACCAAGCCCCUGAUCCUGGGUGGUGUGCAUAUGGAAUACUACAGAGGUGCAGAAAGUGCUGGUCUUUCAUUGGUUGGUCGUCCUCUGAGCUCUCCCAGCCAAUAAAUGACCCUCUGUAAAAAGAAUAUGCACAGAAUUGACGUACUAAUGCAUGCUGGAGGAGAACAAUAUAAAAUAUUUUGGUAUCUGUGGCAUUUCAUAAUGAAAAGCUGCACAUUCAAACUCCAAGCACCAUGUCUAAUUUAAAUAGCUCUCCCCUUUGGUCAUGGUGCUUAUUGCUUGUACAUAAAUCUGCUAAAUAACUAUGGGAUUAAGGGCUUUUUCUGAUGUGUGCAUGUUUAUUUUAUACCAUUUUUGCUAUCUGUGCAGACACAGGUUCAAUGUAAUUAAUAGAACUAAUUUACCUAAAUGUUAGAUAUUGCAUGAAUAUGCAGCCUCAUUUUACAUAACUAACCCCUUUCUAAAGGGACACUAUAGGCACUCAGACCACUUUGACUCUUUGAAGUGGUCUGGGUGCACUGACCCAUGUCCAUUAACCCUGCAGUGGUAAUUAUUGCAGUUUUUAAUAAACUGCAGUAAUUACCUGCCAGGGUUAACUCCACCUCUAGCGGCCGUCUACCACAACCACUAUACGCAGAGUUCCUUCACUAGAACCUUUUAGAUUUGGUUUUCUUUUUUUCUCUUUCUAUUCCAGCAUAGGCAGCAUAUUGCUCCUUACUUUUUGUUUUCCUUUGUCGUCAAAACAAACUUCCUUUUGGGAGCGGACUAUUAGACUGUAUUUAUACAAAGUUAGGCAAACCUCUUGUGUACAAUAUAAAAAACAUGUCACAUUUACUAUCGUUUCUCAAUGCUGUUUUGCAAACAGUAGUGGGCGUUAAGUGUUUUUUGGGAAUUCGUUUUAAUGAAGAAUUUUCUUUCCACAUGAGAAUUUAAUUCCUAACCGCUCAACAGAAAGCCCGACUUCCCCUUACAACACUGACAACAUUGUAUAUGGAUGCACAAUUCAUUUGGUCCCUAGAGGUAAUGUUAUUAGAUUUCAUGGGCUUGGAUAUUAAAUUGCCACGCGCAGUAAAGAUGAACAGCUCCAUGAUGGCCUUAAAAAUCUCUCAUAUAGUGCUCUUGCUGGUAAUCACAUGAAAGAAGAGAUUCGAAAAUAUUUCUUUGUGCAUUACUUUAAAUUGAGAUAUAUAUCUAUAUUUUCUCACUAUAAUGUUAGUGUAAAAAAAAAAAGUAGCAACCUUAAACUGCUCCCCUCUGUAAGCACGUCAGCAGGGUCCUCCUCAACCUAUUGUUCCUGUAAUAUUUGUCACAUUUAUUGUAAAAUUUACCCUUUUUAUAAUAUUGUAAAGUGCUCCGUAAUAAGUCAUAAACUGUCAUAAAUGACAAAAAUAAUAAUUGAAGAUUAACCAGGCCGUACAUUCAUGCCUAACAGAGCAGGAUACAUCGGCUCCUGCUUAAUGCUGUGGAAAUUUGCCCCCAAACAAUUUAUCUGCAGGAACUUGUGAAUAUACCUUCUGUCAAGUUCCCGAUGAAUUUGAAGAACUGAACAUUUGCAGCCAACGUGUCUUAAUCAUUGCCCCUUUCUGCUAUGUUAUCGUAAGUGGAGCGGUUUCAAAGCCCGUCUCUACUUGUGUAAAUUCCUAGUAAAUUUUUACAAAGUUCUAUUACAUCAAAAUUGUAAUGCAUAAGAAAACCGCAUUCAUCUUUUAAAUUUAUUUCUUUUACCGUGAAAUAUGCCUUAUAUCCCAUCAUCCAAAUAAAUUGUCAUUUUAUCUAUUCUAUCUGUUUAUAACGCAGAAAGAACAUUUAUACGUUGCACCAGCUAACAUUUUAGGAUAUGUAUAUACAUUUUCUGUAACAUUUUGGUUUAUAUCUACAAUCCUUCAGCAUACUGAAAUAUCUAUUGAUUUGCCAGUGGCUGCACCUUAUUCCCUCCCUCCUCCAUCCCCCCGUUCCCAGAAUAUGUUGGUGGCGGUGCUAUGUAAAUCAGAAUUAUAAGAACUUUAUCAAAUCAGCUGGUGAGUUGGCUCAAUGACUUGUAAAUGCUAAAUAUGCCAUUCCCAAUUAAAUUUACAUUUAUUUUAUUUUGUAGAUGUUUCCAAUUUAAGAUCUGCAUUUUGUCUUCAGUACACCAUCUACUUUGUAGUUAUAUAUUGUCAAUAGGCUUCAGCAUUUCUAUGCCUUUUGUCGUCGUCCUGCGUUAGAGUGGAGGACUUUGCCAUACUCCUGAUGAGCCAAGAUCAUUACAUUUCCCUACGUUCCUCUUUAUAUUUUCUUCAGCUAAGCACACUUCUUAUACAAGUUCCUUGCGUGCUGCUUCUGCCUGACUUGUUAAGGUGCACCCAGUCACAUGAUGUAGCGUCCGGCUUGUGUGCUCUACCAGUCGUGUCUUAACAUUCUUCUAAUUUUAGGUUCUUGUACCGUCAUGAGAAUUCCUUCAGACUGUGCAUGUUAGAGGCUGUAUGGUACAUUGCCUUGGGAAAAAUAAAACCGGUUCUGUUUAACACACAAUAACUGGCAUACACCAAAGCAAUAAUUAAGAUUAACGUGCUUUUAAAAUUCAAAUUUUAUUUUAAAAUCCUUGUAUCCUUUUUUUUUUUUUUAAAGCUGCUGGCAUUAACGGUUGAUGUUGGCAUUUUUUAAAAUUUAUAUUCCCGUAAUAUCGUUUCUUGGUACUGUGUGAAAUGCAUUGUUUCCUCUAUAUGGACGGAGUGUGCUGUGCCGGCUUAAUCCUCAUAAACCUAUUUUGUCAAAUGCUCUGUCUUGCCGCUCAAUGCUCUAUUAAAUUGCAUUAAUUAGACCUUUAUUAUGUAGUUACUCCUAAACUUUGGAUACACAAGCGUCAUGCUUCGAAUUACUUUAAUGAGAAAAUUCUUGCUUUAAGGUAGAGAAUCUUCUCCCCAUAAUGUUACCCGGCAAGUUUAUCUCCCCCAUCAAUUAGAUAUAGAAUAUAGAAUCAUCUUUAUCCUUUAUUGCAGUCUAGAGAACAUUAAUGAUAGAAGUGUAUUACAACCUUUUGGAUAUGUGUGCAGAUAUUUUAUAAGCACUUCCAAAAGGAUCCUGAUUUUUACCAUGCGCCUAUCCUAGAACUUAUUCUAUAUUCCAUCGCGUGACUUGGACCUGUGAUCAGGCCUAUUCAUAAUCUAAAAUCAAUGUGUCGCAUCUGCCUAUUUGGAAUACACCCAAGGGUUUUCAUAUCCAUCAAGGCACACAUUUAAAAACCGAAAAAAAAAAUCAAAAAAAAAAUCUAUUUGUAUUGACUAUAUACCUUUCAAACAGAGUUGAAGACUGCAGAGAACUUCCAGUAGUCUAUUAGGAGAAUAUAGAGUGACUAAUGGGAGAAUAUACAAAAAAGGGACCUGCUUAGUGUGACACCGGUAAAUACAUACCCAAUUAAUAUUUUUCAUUUUUUUUUCCAUUAAAUAUUAAAGUUCAACUGAUAGGUCUUGUAUGCAUAUUACUAUAGAUGUGUAUAUGGACAAAGAAGACCGUACAACAGUGAGAACCAUAGUGAUAACAUCCCAGAAUUUAAUUGGGCAUAGAAUAACCAUCAAUCCAUGUUCUGCUUGUUCCUGACCCAGCGCAGGUUAAUGUGUACAGACAGAUCUGUAACUCCUCUCAUUCUAGACAGCCAGAGUGACAGCUGUGAGGGGCCACAUCGCUGUAGUUUUAAGUCCAUCUCAGAACUCUUAAGCACCAUGUGCUCAGCAGUUAUACCAAGGUGGGGUAGUGUUUAGAGUUACUCUCUUAAAUCACAGUCAUUCUAGUUCUUAAACAGCUGGUGUUAAAAGUACUCAUAACUCGUUACAUAUCCCCACAUACAUACAUAUCCCUACAUACAGCCUUCUUUCUUAAAUGGACACUGCAGACGCCUAAAGCACUUUAGCUUACUGAGAAGGUUUGUGUGAAGUGUGUCCUCCUUUUUGUAACAAGAGAAAAAAAAAGUGUGCAGAUUUCAAUAGAAAUUUAAAUUUUAUAAGUUAUACUGGUUACACCCCAUUGGCUUUCAAGCAGAUAACUGGUCCUGUUACUUCCUUCCUGGUUUGGUUAGCUCAGUGAAGCUAAACUCAAGAGGCAGCAAUUGCCCAGAGCAUCUGCCUUACAAAGACUUCUCAUCGAGCUGCAUUGGGAAGUCUGUGAUUGGUCAGCCUCAGAAAGUCUGGGCGGGGUUGGAAGGGGAGGGCUUGCAAAGGCAGCAGACAAGAGUGCUGCAGGUUUUGCAAGAGGGUUUUAGAUAUACCCCCAAGGAAGUAAUGCCAAAGAAAUACUUGCAUGCUGUAACUUGGGGUUUAUCUACUAAACAGUGAUUUUUAAUUACCUUGAUUUGGGGCAGUGGCGUUUCCCUUUAGGCUUUCAUUUUUUAAUGGGAUUAACCACCAAAGUAAAUUUUCCCUCACAGCCUAGUGUGUUGCAAAAAAUAUUAAUCGCAUAUGUGUAAACGUUAUGGCGUGUGGCUGUGCUUAUUUGUUUUGGUUUUUAAUAUCUCGCUGAGGAGCAAAGCAUUUGCUAAAAUAAUUGAAAUCAUAAAUUGCUGUGUGUGCGCCAUGUUACUUGCUGCUAAGUAAGGCAGUAAAGAAAGAACCACAAGCGCUGUGGUCAGCUGUUUUAAUGGAUGCAGUAGAGUGUCUCCAGGAAGGAAAUUAGUGCAAUUGAAUUUAGCAACAAAAAUUGGGUCAAACGUAUUUUUUAAAUUAUUUAUUUUUUAGAUCUGCUGUUUCAUUAAAGGAGCCUCUGUGCAUAUUUCCAAAAUCCAGUUUUUUUUUUUUGUUUUUUUUUUUCUCUCUCUCCUCUCUCAAAUGAUCUGUGGCUGUCCAGCUGUAGUACUGGACUACAGCUCCCAUCAGACAUAUGAAGCUGUUCUACUGCCAGUGGCUGCUAAAACCACUUGGAGUAAUGGAUACCAGAAAGGCCAUAAAACAAGCAUUUCAGGCCCAAAGGAAUGAGCAGUCAUGUUAUUACAAUGGCGUAUAACCUCCUUAAAUAAAUCUGAGUAAUUUGUUUGGACUUUGUAGGCCAGACUUCUUUCUUCAAAGGUUAGACGGGCAGUGCUAUCAUUUUAUUUCCUGUGUAAUUAAUCAUUAACCUGUGCAGCUACUCGAUACGCUAAAAGUAUGUAAUAAAACAGGAUGGCACUAUUUACAUUGCAGCUCUCUAAAUUGUGUUUUAAAGUGGGAGACUCGCAUACCGAGUACUGGAAUCACCCCUCCUCCUGCGAGUUUUCUCUAAAGGAAUCUAAUGUUACGAAUAAUUAAUGAAUAAUUAAUGGACUAUUUUCUAACAAGUACCCAAAUCUUGACACAAAAUAAGCCAACAGAAGGGGUUAAAAUUGCUGCUCCUCUGAGUUACUGACCUACUAAUGCCUCCGGGGAGGAAAUAGCGUCAUGUGAUACGCAUGGUUUAUUCAUGAGACUUGCCGUCUAAUAAAAUCCUCCUCUUAUGCACCCUUUUCCCUUAAUGCAUUGUAUCCUUAGCUGCCUCUCUUCAAUUUUUAAUACGUUGUAAUUUUUUUUUUUUCUCUCACUUAAGCAGACAAUUCAUUUGGGUUCAUGUUCAGGAGUUAUUGUGUUAUGUUUUGCUUGUUGUAGUGGGCAUGUUCUAACGCUAAAGCAGUUUGUUUAAACCGCCUUGUAGCCGUUAAUGCACCUAGAACAGAAUUCUAGUAGAAUUGGUUGUAAACCAAAGGUUUGAUUCCAUGCUAUGGGUAGAAACAGGCAUUUAAUGUUAAAUAAUUAAUUACAUACUAUAUAUCUCUUCCUCUUUAAUAUUGUGAAAAUCUUAAUGUCUUUGCAUGCAUUAUUUUUAUUUCUCUUAGUAUAAUACUUUUAUUUGGGUGUUGAGUUAAUUGUUUAUUAUAAAAGAUUUGUAAAUAUUUUAUUAAUUUUAAGAAAACUUCUAAGAUAAGUGAUUUUUGGCAGAUAUAGAGGUUUGUGUAAUGCCGAGAUGACUUGGUUGACUCCUUCACAGGCGCCCAGUGACAGUCACCCAUAAGCACGUGACCAUCACACAACACCCACCUCUUCCAAAUAAUUGCAGCCAGGGAGCUGAAUGGAGAAGAAAUGUCAUUGGGAUAGCUACACACAUAAGAACCCAAUCACUUACUCCCAUUUUACUCAUUACAAAAAUUGACUAAUGACCCCUGCUCUACCACUAACCACAGACUCGACUCUAUGUAUCUCCGAUGUCCACAGUGAAAUGUGUCUUGCUACACAGGCCUGACUUUGCAUCCACCACUGUAUCUGGAGACUGAGGGGGUCUCUAAAGGACUGUCUCCUUCACAGGGCUCUCUGUAGGACUGUCUCCUUCACAGGGCUCUCUGUAGGACUGUCUCCUUCACAGGGCUCUCUGUAGGACUGUCUCCUUCACAGGGCUCUCUGUAGGACUGUCUUCUUCACAGGGCUCUCUGUAGGACUGUCUUCUUCACAGGGCUCUCUGUAGGACUGUCUCCUUCACAGGCCUCUCUGUAGGACUGUCUCCUUCGCAGGGCUCUCUGUAGGACUGGCUCCUUCACAGGGCUCUCUGUAGGACUGGCUCCUUCACAGGGCUCUCUGUAGGACUGGCUCCUUCACAGGGCUCUCUGUAGGACUGGCUCCUUCACAGGGCUCUCUGUAGGACUGGCUCCUUCACAGGGCUCUCUGUAGGACUGGCUCCUUCACCAGACUUUGGAUCUUUAUUUCCAUAACUCCUAGGUGUGUUGAAACCCAUAUAACAGAGGGGAAGAUUACAUAGUGUACUGUGUACUAGUGUUCACUUUGCAGGAGAUGAUGAAAACUGCAAUGUCUAUGAUGAACAAGUGAUGACAGGAUAUGCCAUGUAUUGGAAUGCGUAGGGCUCCUGCUGUAAGAAUAUUUAAUCUUCAGUUCAUUUUCUUCGUCUACAAACCUACUGUGAUGUGGGAUUUGUUUAGUAGGAUUAAAAUGUCUGGUAUGUUGUGAUAAAAAAACAGUAAGGCUGCGCAACAAGUGUAGAAACUUGAUUCCUGCGGCCUUAACUUGUGGUUGAACAGGUUUAUUUCCCUCAGCUGUGUUUCGGGCCAUAAGCUUGUCACAUCAUGUUUUACCUGCACUAGGAAAAGUGGCUGUCAUUUCUUAAAUAAGUAAAUACACAGCUGGAAUACAGACUUAUGCUCAUAAUAAGCUCUGACUGGCUCGACCCUUUCUAUAUCCACUAGAGACUCGUGGUGAAUGUAAGCUUGGCUGCCUCAUCCCUCAGGUCUAGCUUCCUAUGAUCAAUUUAACCAUGUCCAGACAGAUAAAAUAUGGUGCUAGUAAUGUAGGUAGGUAGGUAUGGUUAGAUCUGCAUUUAUUAUAUAUAUAUAUAUAUAUAUAUAUAUAUAAUUAAUGACCUGUAAUAGCUGCAGGUGACCGAUUUCCUAAUCUGUACAUUUGCAGUCGUGCCUGACGCAGGCCUAAUAGCAAAAAGUACAGAGUAGAAAAGUUAAAUAUAGGGAGAUAUGUUCCGGACCUUAAAAUGGCUGAGCAAAGGGAAACUUGUUUUCAAAGGUUUUAUGAGGUGGACAAACCCCAGAGGGAAUUCAGAAGUAUGCAGCUAUAUAAGACUGGGUCAAAGAAGCCAAAACAGACUACUUGGCCGAAGCCAGGUCAAACACCAAAUAAACUAAACUCAGGAACAGGCUGGAGGGCAAAUACUGAGCAGUAAACGGGCUGAUAUAGCCAGCUGUAACGUGUCUGUCAUUUAAACUUUGCAUUCUUGGACUCAGCUGGUGGCUUUCAGCACCAUCUUGGCUAAAUCCAUGUAAGAGGAGAUGUUGAGGGAGGGGACAGCAUUACAAAUGGUGCCAGAGGUAAGUCUCUUACCUUUUUGUAUUGUAACACUGAAGUGCCUGUAUGUCAUGUAUAUCCUGAGGGCACAAAGUGAUUUAUUUGUUCAACUGACAAUUCUGGAGAAAUGAUGCGGCAUUAACAAAUUGCAGGCCAUACGAAUUAAACUCUGUUAAUUUGAUCCAAAACUAACACUUCUAUUGUCAGUUCUACACCAUCCCAAUUUAGAACUUUAAUACAGAGGUAAAGAUACUGGUCUCUAUUCUGCACAACACACAUUGGUUGUUUAUCUGAGCAGAGGUGUGUGUGUGUGUGUGUGUGUGUAUGUAUGUGUAUAUAUAUAUAUAUAUAUAUCUAUAUAUCUAUAUAUAUAUAUAUAUAUAUAUAUAUAUCCAAGAGGGCUGCACUCACCUAAACAUGCAUACAUUAUAGGGUGCUGCUGGGGCCAAAAUAUACAAAAUACAGAAUCCAGCGCACUCGCUUAUUCACUAAACAAUGCUUUCAAAAUUUUAGAGAUUGUAAUAGUUUUAUUUAAAAACACCUCACCUAGGCAAAAAAUAAUGGGGGUUUAGUUACAUUAUAUGAUCAUAUAUUGCAUAAGCCUGCCACAACGUCAAUGUACCCCAUUAGGCUGCUAGAGUAGGACCUGCCAAGAAUGGGGUACAUUGACGUUGUGGCAGGCUUAUGCAAUAUAUGAUCAUAUAAUGUAACUAAACCCCCAUUUCUUGGUACUGGGUUGGCCUCCUCCGUCUUUACCUCAUGGGAAGAGGACCUAAUGCGCAUGCUGGGAGCACAUUAGGACUUCCCCAUAGGAAAGCAUUGAAUCAAUGCUUUACCUAUGGGGAUUGCAUUGGUGCUGGAUGUCCUUAUGCAGAGCGUAAUAAUAAUAACAACAAAGUAUUUAACCAGGAAAGGUACAUUCAGAUUACUCUGAUUUUCAAGUACGUUCUGGGGAUGUUACCUUAGCCCAACAUCCAGGGGUUGUUACUAUUACCCAAUUUAAAGGUAUUCCUUUUAUCUACCUCGGAAGGAUGAAGGGCUGAGUCAAUCCUCUGUCUGGUAGACAGCCACUGGAGGCAGUCUUAGUAUUCUAAAACUGAUUUACAUCGCAGGACUAAUGAGGACAUUGCACCCAGACAACGUCAAUAAGCUGAAGUAUCUGGGUGCCUAAAGUAUCCCUUUAACCCCUUAAGGACACAUGACAUGUGUGACAUGUCACGAUUCCCUUUUAUUCCAUAGGUUUGGUCCUUACGGGGUUAAGUAAGUAUAUUAAGUCAGGCGCGGUUAUGUAGAUUAAAUUUUCUUCUUUGUAUCAAGGGGCCAAACUGCAAUAAAAAUUAAAAUAAAUGUACAGCACUGCAGAAUUUAUUGGUGCUUUACAAACCAUAAUAUACCGUAAUUGGUGUAGGACAUAAAUUGUAAUUAACUUUCAUAUUUUUCUCUCCCCUGGUUUAAAGUGUCUAAUUCAGAUGAUACUAAUCUCUACCUUCCAAUUACAGCUACACCUUUUUGUGAAUCUGGCAAGCACUGAAACAUGAGUUUGGAAGGCUUGUUUUCCAUUUUGUAAUGCGCUCAUGCUCAAAGUAUUUUCUAGAAAUUGUUUACAGGUCACAGAUCAGUCCUAUUCUGCUGCUGACAAAUGUUCUCAGUGAAAGUUAGCAUUGUAUCUCGGCAAGCACAGCACACCCCUAGAUUGCCAAGAGGAAGCCUUGCAGGAAAUCUCAGUUUUAAUCUGUAGCAAGGACUGCUGAACAUAAUAGUAGAGUUUCUCCUGUUAUGAUUAUGUCUGCGGGACGAUACUGUUUGAGGACAAAUGUGGGUGAGGUUUUCUUUGAAAAAUAUAUUGUACUAUGGCCUAUUCAGGCCCCCUUAAUAUUUUGUUCUGCUGCUGUACAUUGUGACAUCCAGAUUGUUAGUGCUUUCACAGCGCCCCUUUAAUACCACUGUCUCGUCUUUCCUUGAUUCCCCAAAUGACAUGCAUCGCAUAUUUCCCAGUAAAAUCCACUUAAUAUACAUUGGUUGGUGGUUUUACCACAUCAGCGGAAUGUUACUCGCUACUUCUCUGUAUCGCAUCUAGGGGAGGUUAUUGCCUAAUGCAAAAGUUGUUGCCAAGAGGUAAUUUUCUGAAAACCGUUUAAUUUGGCCUUUUAAAGGGACGCUAUAGGGUCAGGAACACAAACAUGUAUUCCUGACUCUAUACUAUUAAAACCACCAUCUAGCCCCCUUGGUCCCCUCUUGCCUCCCUAAAUAUAGUAAAAUCUUACUUGUAUUCAAGUCUGGAGCUGCUUGCUUUGUCCCUGUUUCCUUUUGACCUGCCUGCUGACAUCAUCAGAAGUGGUUGCCUGAUCCAAUCGCAAUGCUUCCCCAUAGGAUUGGCUGAGACUUCCAAGGAGACAGAUCAGGGGCAGAGCCAGCACAAUUCAUGCACAGCCCUGGUCAAUCAGCAUCUCCUCAUAGAGAUGAAUUGAAUCAGUGAAUCUCUAUGAGGAAGGUUCAGUGUCUGCAUGCAGAGGGUGGAGACACUGAAUGUUUGAAUGCAUUUUAGGCAGCAAUCGCCCAGGAAAGAUCUCUAGCAGCCAUCUGAGGAGUGACCAGUGAAGUUAUCACUAGGCUGUAAUGUAAACACUGCAUUUUCUCUGACAAUACAGUGUUUUAUAGCAAAAAUCCUGAAGGUAAUGAUUCUACUAAUCAGAACACAUGCAAUAAACUGUAGUUGUUCUGGUGACUAUAGUGUCCCUUUAAGUUUUGUUUGUUUAUUAUUUUUUUCCAUUAAAUUUUAAAGGCAGUAGGAAUACAUGUUUGAGAAUGUUGUUAUAACAAAUUGGAUUAUUUGGACCCAUAGGAGUAAGUAAAGUGUUUUACUUUACCUUAUUUCCCCCAGCACUCUGGUGUCGCAGCAGUCUUCCCACUCUGCAAGCUGAGAUAAUCAGUCCUAUUGCUUCCCCGUAGGGAAACAUUGUGCGGCUAGUGCGCAUGGGCUGCAAUCGACAGACACCACCAAAUAGCAUCUCCUCAUGGAGACCCAUAGAUUAGGUGCAUCUCUAUGUAGAGUGUUUAGACUCUAAGUGUCUGUCUUGCAAUAUAUGCAGGACCCCCAACCAGGAAGUUCCUCUUGUAGAUGUCACAGUGACAGACAUUGAAGGUGGCCUUAAGUGGCAGUGUUUGCAUUGCUGAGCUUGAUGCAGCAGUUUCUUAGCCCCAGAACCAAUAUAUUAAACUUUAAGGGUUCUGGUUCGUAGAGUAUCCCUUUUAAGAUGUUUAUUUCCAAAGUUGAGUAAGCCACUAGCACAAUAAUUAAACUAAUUUAACUUUAUAGGAGAAAGGUAGAUUGUAGACUUGUGCAAUAGUUUUUGUUUUGGAUGGUUCGUCCAAAUCAAAUUCCUUUUAAUCCACACCCAUAUUGAAAGGAAUUUGAUUUGGAUGAAUUGUUCAAAACAAAUUCUUGGUAAACGAUAGAUGGCCAGGAAGAAAAUCUUAAUUUGUUCUGAUACCUAGUGUCAACACUUGGCACAUUGGGACCUUCUCGAAUGUUAUUUUGGCACCUGGUUACAGUAUAACCACAUGGCCUUACAUUUUGACAUCUUAUAACAAUAUAGAAUGGUAUGUACCUGUUAUAUGACAGCAGAUGUUAAUCUGCCCUUACAAUAAUAAAAUAUUUGCCAAGAAAAAAAGUAUACAAAGUCAUACCUUCACUAUUACUCUUGGCGUGGUCAUGUCAGGACUUUUUAAGAGGCUGUAAAAAAAAUAGCAACUAAUCUUUUACUAUCUAAGAUUUCAACAGUAUUGAAACCCACCGAUUUAUUUAUUUUUUUCCCCCCUCUAUGUUUGCAUUCGGUACAUUUAGUUAAACGUGAUGGAACGAUCAGUUUUCAGGAUAUGUAAUAUAUUACUUCUCUACUAUAAGUAACCAAAUGUGUUUGUGAGGUCUGAAAAAUAAACUUAAAUAUAAUCAUCCACAGUGCUGUACUUGGCUCUCAACCGGAACAGAGUGCUUCUAUCUCCCAAUAAUUCAUUGAGAGUAAACUCUGCAUGUUUAAUGUCAUGGAACAUAGUGCAUGUGGUGGAGAAACAGGGAGAUUUGUCAGUGUGUCUCUUUAACCCCUUAAGGACCAAACUUCUGGAAUAAAAGGGAAUCCUGACAUGUCACACAUGUCAUGUGUCCUUAAUGGGUUAAUGGUGAUCAUAUUGCAACUGGACCAGAAGAAAGUUGGAUGCAAGUUACCUAGAAAAAAAUUCUAGACAGAAUGGGAGGUAACCCUUGGUGUUCUAGUACAAAGAGAGGCAAACUGUCCUAUUGGUAUGAGAAAUGGUUAAAUCCUAAACCAUAACUUUCAAUAGAAGUUGAGAUAAAAAUGAAAAGAAGCUAAAUAAACCUAACGUUUGUGAAAAUGGGAUAAGGUAAAAGUGUGUAGAUAAAAUAUAUAGUAGGUCAGUACAAGUAGAAAGUCUCUGUAUCCAUAAAAGGAGCACUCACUGUAGACAAAGGCACUGCAUAACUAAUAAUCAUACAGAUCAUUCAAAACUGUUGUAAAUGUUAUUAAUGUGCAGUUGCAACACUGUAUUUGAAAUGUCAGCCCAAAGCUCAGAGGAAGACUGUAUAGACGGAAAAUUAAAGAGACAGAAUGGUUUACAGCAGUCGCUGAAUUAAAUGCUGUUGAGAACUGCAAAAAUAGGAUGUGGACUAAACCGUUAUUUGUAAAGUUUGUUGCAAAAUCUAGGUAAGUAAAAAUAUAAACCUCAGAUCUAGUUUAGAACACCAUCCAAAUGUCUAAUAAAACAAAAAUUCUGUGUUUACAGCAUCAUUUUUUUUGUGCACCCCUAUGAGCGAGAGGUACUGAGCUACGAGUCUAACAUCAACAGAUAGCUGCAGAAAAAUAGGCUCCUUAAAUCUUAAUUAUUACGUAACAAAAUUCGGUGCCUGCGAGGGCACCUUUUAUAAAGAGAGAAGAGGACUAAUCGAACUGCCCCACUGUUCAAGAUUAUACCUGGACUGCUAAUGUAACGGUUAAAAAUCAAUAGUAGCAAACCGAGUAGGUAUGACCGGACGUAUAAAGAUCCGAUCCUGAUACGAGACGAGCAAGUCUUAAGCUAGUAUAAAAUUCCGAUAUCCCGAACCACCAGACUUCACUAUAGCAGCAUAUAUUGAGCACAUAACAGGAGAGAGGUCCGGAUUAGUCUGAGAGAACUGAAUGCUUGGAGGUAUCGGGAAUCAGUCCAGACGCGUUUCGCUGGUAAGCGGCUAUUCAAACUGCACACAGCGCUCCGCGAUCUACUGGUGGAACACAAUGCAACAUGUGCAUGUGUUCCACCGCCAGGACCUCUCAGCCUGUUCUCGUCGCGCACAUUCGCGGCACUUGGUUUUGAAAAUCCGACGGACCGCAAGAGGUUAAGUAUUUUGUCGCAUAUAUUCCGACAUCGGACCGGAAAGGGUUAAUACUCAUUAAAACAAUGGCAGAUCACCUGAGGAAAAAAGGUUAAGACAAGUUAAAGAUUAUUUUCAACAUUUUAUUCCACGAUUUUAAUGCAAAUAGAUAUCAGCCAUUACUUUGCUGCAGAGGGAUUUAGAUAGACUGGGCACACAAAUGGCAGAUGAAAUUUAAUGUAGAGAAAUGCAAAGUUAUGCACUUCGGCGUAAAGAAUACACAAGCAGCGUAUACCCUUAAUGGAAGCGAACUAGGGAUAACAACAAACGAAAAGGACUUGGGAAUUGUUAUAGACAACAAACUAUGCAACAAUGUGCAAUGUCAAUCAGCAGUGGCCAAGGCCAGUAAGGUAUUGUCAUGCAUGAAAAAAGGCCUUCAUUCUCGGGACGAGAAUACAAUUUUGCCUCUUUAUAAAUCACUAGUAAGACCACGUAUUGAAUAUGCUGUCCAACUUUAGGCACCUGUUCUAAAGAAAGAUAUGUAACUAUGUAACUGUUAUUUACAGAGAAGUGGCGGUUCUUUGUUUUUUAAGUGUUUUAUCUGUGAAGCUACCCUAAAUUUAAUUGAGAGAUAUUUGAUUAACUGGAGGAAUCUUUCAGAUAGAUCUCAUGCUAUUGUUAUGACAGUUUAUUUUUUUUAAUGCUGUACUCUUACAUCAUCUUCUAGCCAUACAGACUAUGCUUCAAUUGUUCCAUACAGGUGUGGUUUUACAUUGUGCUGCUUUCAGCCGAGGCUGGGCUGGAAUGUUAAAUAAACAAGGUAACUGAAAAAGGAAAAAAAUAAGUUAUGUACUUGUUAAUCAAAUAAGAUCCUGGCGCUGCCCAGAUCCUGUAAGAUAACCAAGUGCAUCCGGUUAUUUUCCAGUGGAAGCAUGCAGCAUUGAGUCAUUUUAUUCUGCUGUAAAACUAAGUGCAUCUCUUGCUGCGAUGAUAAAUUGUUUCAUUGAUUUUUUUUUUUUUUUUUUAAUUGAUUUUUUUUUUAAAAUGCAAAUAGAGAUCAGCCAUUACAUUCUGCUGUAGCACAUGUUUAGCUGCAAGCCUGACUUGUGAGCAUGUUUAACAGUUCUUUGUUGAAAAUAAAUAAUUACCUGCAAGGCUCCAGGUUUACCUGUCAGAGCACUCUGAUAGGCUGACUUAGGCCCACCAACCAGAGUGCUUGGAGUCAAAUUGCACGGUGUGGGAAGGCUUUAAAAGACUUUCCCAGCCGUGCAAAGCUUAGUGUGGGGGCGGAGCCCGCGCCUGGUGGUGUUGAAUUAUUUAUCAUCUGGAUUUUUUUUUUUCGGAGUGUUUACUUUUUGCAAUUUGGUCUUUUUUUAAUUUUAUUAGGUCGAUGGGUUUUAUGGAUUUUUGUUUGGCCUUUUUUGGGGCUGAAAAAAUAUGUUACAAAAAAAAGACAUCUAAUGGUAAGCAUUAUUUUUUCCCCCCCAAGUAUUUAGUUUAUUGCUCCCUCUCACAAUUAUUAGGGUUAGGGCGGUAGGUAGGAUAUUUAUUUACUGGAGGCUUGGGGACCCCCUAAUCACUGGGGGGUGAAUUGGGGCUUUGUGACCCCUAGUUACUUUGGGGGCAGGGGUUAUUUUUACUUUAAGCCCCCACCCGCCUCUAAUGGGAGGUGGCCUUUGGGGGACACAAUAGGCCCCCCUUAUCACUUAGGGCUCCCACCAGCCGCUAAUGGGUGCAGGCCUAUAGGUACCCCUACUUAUCACUUAGGGCCCCCACCAGCCGCUAAUGUACCCCUUCACUUAUCACUUUUCAGCCACAUUCGCCGCUUCCCUUGUUAAUUAUUUAAAAAGGUGCCUCACCAUGGGGAACCUAUGUGUGGUCAUAUUGACCCUCAUAUAGUGAGGGGGGCAUAGGGAGAUUUAGGAAAUGCUCUCCGCCGUUUCUAUUUUUACAUAUUACAAGGAGGGAGCUGCGAGCCGGUUACUCCUUCCUUGUAGUAAACUAAACGAAUGAACAAAGAGCGAAUUGCAAAUUGGUCUUUGUUCGUUCUUUGUAAUUUAUAUUUGUUCGUUCAUCUUUCUGAUGAAUUUCUGUCCAAUCCCCAAGUGUUAAAUGAGAAGAAAUAGAGGUAAAAAUUAGUGAACUAGGGGGACAAUAAAAUGUAGUGGAGAGGGGGUUUAACCCCUUAAGGACCAAACUUCUGGAAUAAAAGGGAAUCAUGACAUGUCAUGUGUCCUUAAGGGGUUAAAAUAAUAAUAAUUAAAAAAAACAAACAGAUGCGACUAUCACAGUGCCGCUUUAAAAAGACACAAGUGAUUUUAAUUAUUUUGGUUCGUUGCAAAUCUACAGUUUGUGAAAUGGACCUAAUAGUGACUGAAACGUUCUAGCCAAUCCCAUCCUCUGUUUUCAGUAAGACCAUGAGCAUCUUAUUUGCUCUUAUUUAUGAGUCUGUACUCUUUCUUUUAUUUAUUUUGUUCAAUUUUAAGUCAAUCAUGACUGGGCAUCCUUGCACUUUCUGUAUUGCUGCUCUCAUAAAAAGUGAAUUGACACACAUUUUAGGGAGCUGUCUAUCUAGUAGCUGGCAAUGUUUUAUGCUGGAACGCUGAACAGACAGCAAGCUGAAAUGGUUAUGGUGCGUAUAGUACCCUUUAAAAAAAAAAAAAAAAAAAAAUUCUUUAUUUUAUUCGUGCACGGUUUACACUGCCACAACAUCUGGUGCAAAUUGAUCUUUAGACAUAUUAUAACAGUAGUGUGGUAUUGAAAAAAAAUUGCACAUUUUUUGUUAAUGUAAAUAAGCAAGAUUAAACCUAAUGUCUACAUGUCAUAGCAGUGAACAAGAAGUAUUAAGGUAUGUCAUGGGUAAGUUAGACAUAAGGGUGUCUAAGCAAAUCACGUAUCUUAAGCAGGUCGCCUACAAGGUAGUCAUUGCGAUAACGUGUGAGUUAGUCCACUGGGGUGCGAUUCAAAAGAGUGAAGGUAUCUCUCACUAGGUGCAAAAGAAAAAAAGCUUAGCAUUAGGGGAAGACAGCUUGGUUUUAGCAUCUCGAGGUAGCAUCACAAAUAAACAAGAAAUGUUAUCAGAGAUAACAUUUCAGAUUGUCAUUAGAUAGUAUACUGUACAUGUCAAUAGUACUGCACUAUUUUUAAAGUACAAGAAACUACGGUAUGUACAACACAAUACUCAGUGCCUACAGACUUAAUGUUGCUUAGCUUUACUGAGCGUGACACUCUGCUGCUAUGCUGCUGUACAUUUUUAUGUGGUUAAUACAGUGGAUCUGAUCCAAGCUAUUAAUUUAAACAUACUAUGCUAGGUAAGAAUAAAAUAACUGGCUUCAUCACUAGUAAACAAGGAUUGUACAGAAUAUAAAAUACAGUAGUCCACCACUCGAUUUGUGAGGCAGCUGGGAAGUCAGUUGUAUAUCCCCCGCAGGGAGGCUGGUAAUGUGUGUGUCCUUAUGGGGGGUUUGUGCGCUUGUGUCUCCAUCUCAUAGGGGUACUCCACCAACCCCAGACGCAGAUGCUCUCUUGUUGCAUGGCUCUGUGGGACCGUCAGCUUCCGACUUAAAGAGCGGGAUUCCAGGCUUGUCUCGUUGAAUGACAUGUGACUCGCUGAGUGGGAGUCCUCCGAGUGUACCUAUGGUGCUUGUGGGCUUGGCCACCGCUGGAGCGUUGUAUUGCAGCUAUGUGGCUGGUUUUCUGUGGGAUUGGACUCCUUUCUGUUCUGUACCGCUUGUCGUGCGCUGAGAAGUCGAUGUGCAAACUUCGCCGGGACAGCAAUAGCUGCUUUACAGGCUGUCUUCGGCUCAGGUUGGGUAAGUGUGGGGUUUCGCUCUGCGAGACGGUCCCAGAAGCAGGGCCGGAUUAAGAGCACAGUGGGCCUGGUGCUGACAAUAAUGAUGGGCCUAAUUACGGAAUCUUAUUGAACAAAAACACUAAAACAGUCAUACCUCCCAAGCGUCAUGUAUCUGAUGGAGAUGGUGCUGGAGGGAAACUCAUAGAAUGCAGCUAUAAUAAAACACAUACUCUAUGCUAACUUCUCUCCAAUUUAUGCUUUCAUCUUUCAAGUAAAUCCAUAACCCCUAACAGCAGUGUCCAGUGAAGCAGGAAGUCAAUGGGUGGGGUAAAAGGGUGUGCCACUGGCGCGAAUCACGUGACAAGACCUGCCAAAAAAAGGGGCAUGUUUGUCCAAAGAAUUGGAAGGUCAGCCUGGCAUGAAUGCAUGUCAGGCUACCUGCCAAUCCUGCAGGCUGUCCAACUAAGAGCAUACUAUGCAGGCAGCACAUUGAGCUUGACAUAAAUGCGUCUAAUAAUGUGCUCACUCCAUGCUUUCCAAGGACUUUCCCCUAGCACUCGCUGGUCCACUUGUCUCCUUACCUUCUUACUAGCAGGCAGAAGUUCCUGGUAUAUAGUCUGAGAGAGAGAAAAUGUGUAUGUAGUGAGUGUAGAAGAAAGGGGACAUGCCACAGAGACCAAUGUCUGCAUUACCUAAACUAACUUUAAUGUCAGCCAGCCACACAAGUUUUGUUCCCAUACAUCCCUCUUAAGCUUCCAAACUUAAAGGGACACUAUAGUCACCAGAACAACUACAGCUUAUUGUAUUUGUUCUGGUAAGUAGAAGCAUUCCAUUCAGGCUUUUUGCAGUAAACACUGUCUUUUCAGAGAAAAUAGCUCCACUGGCCGCUCCUUAGAUGGCUGCUAGAGGUGCUUCAUGGGGCAGUACUGCCUAGUCUGCAGCACUGCCAUUCAGUGUCUCCACCCUCUGCAUGCAGACACUGAACUUUCCUCAUAGAGAUGCAUUGAUUCAAUUUAUCUUUAUGAGGAGAUGCUGAUUGGCCAGGGCUAUGUUGGACUUGUGCUGGCUCUGCCCCUGAUCUGCCUAGUUGACAGUCUCAGCCAAUCCUAUGGGGAAGUAUUGUUAUUUGCUCAGACCACCACUUCUGAGCCAGCAACUGCAGACUUGAAUACAAGUAAUAUUUUACUAUAUUUAAGGAGGCAAGAAGGGGCCAGGGUGGUGGUUUUAACAUAAUAGGGUCAGAAAUACAUGAUUUUGUUACUGACCCUAUAGUGCUCCUUUAAGCAAGAAUAUGUGAAGAGUAGUUAAGGUUGCCACUUUUCUUGGAAAAAAAUACCAGCCUUAAUCAUUUGUAUAAUUAAUUAGUUAUGCGUGACAUCACAUGAUGUAAAUCACAAGGAGUGACAGCAGAGAAAAUUCUGUAAAAUCACCAACAAACUACUCACAGUUUGAUUCUGCUGUAUAGAUGGAUUGCUCCCAGUGUCUCCCUGUCUCCCAGUGUCUGUCUCGCAAGUCUCCCAGUGUCUCAUUGUCCCAAUGUCUCAGUGUGUCCCCAUGUCACUAGGAUACUGGGCACACUGAGAAACAUGGGGACACUGAGAGACCCGGGGACACAGAGACAUGGGGACACAUAGACAUUUAGGGAAACUGGGAGAAAUGGGGACACUGAGACAUUAGGGACACAGACACUGGGAGACAUGGGGACACUGAAACAUUUGGGGACACUAAGACACUAGGGACACAGACAUGGGAACACAGACACUGGGAAACUAGGGGACACAGAGACUAGGGGACACUGGGAGACAUGGGGACAGUUGUGGACAUAGACAUGGGGACACUGGGACAUAUAGUGACACUGGGAGACAUGGGGACACCAGGCACACUGAGACACUAGGAACACAGACACUGGGAGACAUGGCGACACUAAGACACUAGGGACACAGACACUGGGAGACAUGGGGACACAAACAUUUGGGGACACUAGGGACACAGGCACUGAGAGACUAAGGGAUACUGGGAGACUAAGGGACACUGGCUGGGAGACAGACAUUUGGGGACACAUGGGGACAGUUGUGGACAUAGACAUGGGGAUACUGGGACAUAUAGGGACACUGGGACACAUGGGGACACUAGGCACACUGAGAGACAUGGGACACAGACACUGGGAGACUUGGGGACACUGAGACACUAGGGACACUGGCUGGGGGACAUGGGAACAUAGUGUCUCCGUGUCCCAAUGUCUCAGUGUCUCCCUAGCAUCCCCAUGUGUCCCAGUGUCCCCAUGUUUUCCAGUGUCCCCAAGUGUCUCAGUGUCCCCAGUGUCUGUGUCCCCUAGUGUCUCAGUGUCCCCUAGUGUCUCAGUGUCCCCUAGUGUCUCAGUGUCCCCAUGUCCAGUGUCAAGUGUCUGUGUUCCCCUAGUGUCUGUGUCCUAGUGUCUCAGUGUCCCCUAGUGUAUGUGUCAUCAUGUGUCCCCUAGUGUCUGUGUCCCCUAGUGUCUAAGGGUCCCCAUGUGUCCCCUAGUGUCUCAGUGUCCCCUAGUGUCUCAGUGUCCCCAUGUUUUCCAGUGUCCCCAAGUGUCAGUGUUCCCAGGUCUCCCAGUGUCUGUGUCCUAGUGUCUGUGUCCCCUAGUGUCUGUGUCCCCUAGUGUCUGUGUCCCCUAGUGUCUGUGUCCCCUAGUGUCUCAGUGUCCCCAUAUGUCCCCUAGUGUCUCAGUGUCCCCUAGUGUCUCAGUGUCCCCUAGUGUCUCAGUGUCCCCAUGUGUACCUGCUGCCUUUCCCCCAUCCCUCACUUACCUGAGCUGUAGAGCUGCUGUCUGGACUCUGUGCUGUGUUGCUGCUCCCCCACGGAUCAGUGAGUAGUAGAGAGAGGCAGGGAUAUUCUGUAACUUCCUAUCCCUGCCUCUCUCCACACACAGUGACCCCUACUGGCCGGUGCUGGUAUUGCAGGGUAAUCUCCAUUUAUUCUGAGAAAACUACCUGCAUUUGUAUUGCCGGUAUUACUGCAAUACCGUCACGGCCAGGCAGCCUCACAUACCGGCUGUGCAAGUAAAAUAGCAGUCAGGUGGCAAACCUAAGAGUAGUGUGUGUUAAUUUUUUUUUUUUUUUUUAAUUAAAUUUUUUUUUUUAAAUGGGCCUAUUCCAUGGGCCUGGGCCUGGGCCUGGAGCUGCAGCUCCAUCAGCCCCUAUGUUAAUCCGGCCCUGCCCAGAAGGCCUGGCAGAUUGCCUCGAACAUGGCUUCAAAUGAUUCUCUCCAAUUCAGGAUUGUUUGGCUGCUCUGGGAUGUUAAUGCGGCGGCCAUCUUAGAUGGGCCGCAUGGCUGGCGAGUUUCUUUCAGCCCUUCUGGCUUGGUUUGAUGCUUGCCACUGAAAGCAUGUGCUGUGGCGACAGGCUUGCCCAGUGGGGACCAGGAUUUCCCCCACUGGUCCGAAGUGGGGGAGGGAGGUUUGGAAUACUGCAGGACCUCGCUGCGAGUUGUAGAGCUAGAUCAGCCGCCUCUCCCCAGCUCCGCUCCCAGUAGGCCACAAUAGAUUCGUCCGGGCAUUCCGCAGCGGAAAUUGUUAGGAACAGGUAUUAAUCUACUUGCCCAAUUCAAGCAACAUAAGGUGGUUAUGGUACCUGGAGUGUUCCAUCAAUUUGUAUAUAUACUCUCUUGACAUUAUUAAAUGCCGUCUGAGUCUUUUACAUAAUCCUGUUUCCACCAUGAGAAAGGUUAAUUAAUAAAAAUGUCUGUUCUUUCCUCCACACAUACUUAGACCAACAUGCGUAGUCUCUUCAUUUAGAUUUUUUUUUUUUUUUUAAGUUGUCCUCUGUCAUAAGGAUACAAAACAAGUUUAAUAAGGCUAUACAAAUUUCUUCAGUUUUCUCAAUAUCCUGUUUCUAAACUAAACUGAUGUUUACAAGAUGUUUGUUGUCGAGGUUUAUGUUCACCAAUCACACUUAUUUACUAACCUUUAUGAAAUCAAAGUGAAUUUCAAUGUGUAAGUCACAUUAUGGUUUUGGACUAAGAUCAGAAAUUCACUUUGAAUUCCAAAGAUUUUGGAUUUUAGAGCAUAAUCCUGACAAUGUUCAUGUUAAAAGGUGAAUGUGCAAAGAUUAUUUGAGUCUAGGACUUUUAUAUUUUAAUUGAGUUGUGAGAAAUCUAUUCGCUGUCAGGUUUAUAUCACAAUUGAUCGUAAAAUAAAGAGGUGUAUCUGGGACUUUGGGAGACCUGUUUUUUUUUCAAAUUAAAAACAAGCAAAAACCCGAGUAACUGCACCCAAAGUUUGGCGGUUAUGGUUUUUCCUAGGAUACAUUGUCAUCAAGAACGUGGUUUUUAACCUUUUGAAUGGUUAAUUUAUGUAUCUAUAAAUUUUGAUUUAAAAAAAAUGUACAUUAAUGAGAAUCUACAAGGUUAUUAUCCAUGUAUAAGGAUGCUUAAAUGAUCUCUAUGAUCAUGGACAUAUUAAUUGUAUUUGGGGAGGAUUUAGCUAUAGUUACAUUUUAUAUGACACGUUCACUUGAAUAAUGAAAUAGAUGAGUCAAACUUGACAUUUGGUUGUGCCCUUGGAAAAAACAUCCCAUACACCUCUGGGAAACCCCAAACAAAAUAUACAUGUUUGCUAUGACUAGUAAAGCAUUUUAACCACAAAAUUAAUGGUGUUUAUUGUCAGAGUGAUAUAUAUUAAAAAGAGGAAAUCUCAAGGUUUUCUUAUUUCUGUUCAAGACUCCAUUGCUAACUAAGGCAUUAUGGUGGGUGCCAAGCUGUGUUGUGUGCCUUUGCUAACCAUGAGGGGGCUAAUUAUUAUUAUUAUUAUUAUUAUUAUAUUAUUAUUAAUAUUAUUAAAUAUAUAUAAUUUAUUUUUUUCCUUUUAAAGCUUACUGAAUAUGCAACAUAAUAUAUUGAUCAAUGGUCAUUAAACAUUGAUGCAAAAUGCCUAUUGUGCUUGGGGGGAAAAAGAUGAGGUAAGCAAGGAGAGAAAAGGUAGUCAGUUGCUGAAUAAGGCUAUCAUUAGCCGAGUGUAUCGGUUCCUCCUUAGUCUGCAUAUCUUUAUGAGUAUUGUUAUUUAAUAGGAAAUGGACUGGGAAAUUUCCAGUAAGCUGGCAUUAAAGUAUAUGAUAGGUGAUGCCUUAAAGGACAACUGAUGCUUCAAAAGCAUUUUUUUUUUAUUUAAUAAUUGUUUAAUAAAAUAAUUUUAAGAUAAAUAAAAUUUGAUUUAAUAAGCUAUAUGUAAAAAAAAAGAGAAAAAAAUGUAUUGACAUUAGUGUAUGACUGGUUCCUCCAGCCAUUUCACACACGUUUGGGUCAGACCGUGUUUGAAAACCGGCAGUUAGUCUCUAUGGUUUUUUUUGCUUCUGAGGCCAGGAGGCCAUCUUGCUCACUGACCAUUUGAGGGCUCACUCACAGCUUUCCUUAUACAGUGAUCACUCAAGAGCAACUAUGCAGUUGAGGCAGUCGUUUCUCACUUUUACAAAUCUUCUCCGGGAGGCUAAGUUUCCAUACAGACUGGGUUUACAUCGCUUGUUGGACGAGAGAGAUGGUAAGAUGUUUCCUCUUAGGCGGCCUCAGGACGCACCAGCUUUUCUCCAAGCACCGGGUGUACCUACCGAGUCUCUCCCACGGCAGGGCCGCAACUCCAUCUCUUCCAUUUAGCUAGGACUGCGUAUCCUACUGCCUGAAACCAUCACAACUUCUUAUUUUGAUUCACCUUAUAAUGUGCAUUGCUUUUGAUUUGUUUUAUUUACCUGCAUCUUCCAUGUUAUAUAGUACGUGUUGGGGUGAAUUUCCCCCCCUGCUAACUCCUUAUUUGUGCCAGUUUCCUGUUUAAAUUGUACUUCUCUUUCUGGGAUAGCCCACACUUGGUAUACAAGAUGGGUCCUCACAUUAUGGUCUGUGGUAAAAUAGCAGAGUAUUGAGUCCUUUAUGUUCUUAUUAUUGCUAUUAUGCAGCUAUUGUUUUAUAUAAUAUUAUACGUCAGCUGCUACACAUUGUACCUGUAAAAACUAUUUGGUACCUCUGUAUUGCUUCAUACCUGACCUGAGUAAAAAUAAUAAUAAAAAAAUAAAUAAAUAAAAAGUAGUUAUGGGGGAGCAAUGUAUUGUUACUUAGUUAAAAUGCUCCCACCUGUAACCCCCGGCCUGCAAAAAUAAAAUAAAAAUAAAAUAAAAAGUAAUUUAAAACGAAAAUAAAUUAAUUGCUCUCUUUCCUUCCAGCGUGGCUUCUCUCCCCCCAGCGCUGCCACAACCUCCUCCUUCUGUGAUGUCAUCCUAGAGGCACAAUCCGAUGCUAUUAAUAGAGGAGCAUUGGGGACUGUAGGUGCAUGCGUGCUCGCUUCGAUGCAUCUAUGUUUUUGCCAUCGAAUUAUUGAAUGCUUUGGUUUGCUAUGGAAGACUGUGCGACACGCGUGUGACGUCUCCAUAUGUUAGGGUAUGAGAGCUAGGAAGUCCAGUCCCGGCUCUCAUACCCAGAGGAUUUGGAGGCAUGGGGGAGACACUGUAGGCCAAGCAUGUCAAACUCAAAGGCUAACACAGGCCAAUUAAACAAGGUUUAAGGUUAUAUGGGUUGCAAAAAUAAAUAAAAUUCAGUUUUAAUAGAAACGUAGGUUUAUUUACCUGACACUGGACGUCCUCACGCACGUAGGGCUGCAAAGUAAACAAGAGCAAAUUUAUUUUAAGGAGACAUGCAUUUGCUUAUCACCAAUCUUUUAGUCCAACUACCUUCACAUAUUAAGAAAAGUUUGGUAAUGGGACUGAAAUGGUGAAUGUAUGCUGUUGCACAUCUAAAAAAAAAAACUGUUGAUCUUGAACUUGAUGAUCUCCGCCAAUCCAAUGCUUUCCCAUAGGAAAGUAUUGGGAGGCUGUUGUGCAUGUUUAGUAGAAAACAUUAAUUUUAUUAUUUUUUUAAAAUAAUUUUAUUUAUACUGUACUUUUCUAUGGAAACUUUUUUGCGGCCCACUUAAACCUUGUUUGUUUGGCAUUCUUGAUGUAGGCACUUAGUGAAUUAGUACAGUGUUCCUUUAAGAAUUGUGCUCCCCAUAUUAUAUAGUUACCUAAAGUAAUGUGAAACUAAUGUAUGUUCUUUAAAUUGGGAUAUAUGUACUUUAGAAUUUUAAGUUGGCUUUAUCUCCAUAUUUUCUAGAGUUUAGUGCAGUAGGUUUAUACAACAUUCAAACUAUUCACUGUAAGGUUGUUUUAAAUGUUAACUUAAAUUCAAGACAUCUGGCAUGCAGGUACAUCCAGCAUUGCCAAAAAAAAGUUACUUGUGCUCUCUCCUAAAUCCCUAUGUAUAUUUAAACAAAUGGAGGUAUUGGAGUAACUAAAUGACCUCCAUUUGUUUAAAUAUACAUAGGGAUUUAGGAGAGAGCGCAGGUAACUUUUUGGGGGUCUUUACUGUAUGUAUUGGGGCUGAUGUGUACUGUGGUCGUUGCUGCCGCCCAGGAGUGAUGGGAGUGAGUUUUUGUAUUUGUAUUCACAUCUUGAAAGUUGUAGUUCUUUUAUAGCCAGGGAUAGGAAAACCUAUUUGGCCAUCAAUCAUUUACAGAGGUGUUAAAAAAAAAAUUUAAAAAAAAAUGUAGGAGUCUUUUCAAAGUGGGACAAAAUAAUAAAAAAGACACCUAUUUUUUUUUUUUUUAUAUAGAGGUUAUCGGUCUUGAUGGUAAAUACUUCCAUACACUCUUUAUGGGACUGCGGGGUCAGCACGAUAAUGGGUAAUGAUAUUUGGAAACCGUUACAUUUGCUUUUAGGGGGAGAAGUCAGUGGACAUAUGUACAUUUACCUGCUGAGUUUCCCUGCCGCAGUCUAGGGUUUGGUUUAAUGGGUCUAUUGCCCAGAUUGCUUUUGGUAUUAUGAGAUCCAGUUAACGUUAACAUUUAUUAAAGGAAAAUCCCAUAACUCGCACAUCCCCUGGGGAUGCUUUUUAGGAAUUGGGGGACAUUCUUUAAGACCACACUUUCUUCAUAGGGGGUUCUGUGGACCUUGUCUUAAAUCCAUCUCACACCUUGUUGAAGACAAGCAAUUGAGGGUUGGUUGAUUUAUUUUAAGUUAAAUUUUCUUGUGAUGAAAAACAUGCCUGCUGACAGUUUGUUCAUCCUUCAAUCCUACUUAUUGAUUUACUGGAAACAAUAGGAAUUCCUCUGCUAGUCCGUACCAUUUCCUCAUCAUUUGGGUGCAGCUCAAGGGCAGCACAGAUUAUCUUCAUCGAUCUUCACCUCGGCUGCUGGUAAAUGUAGUGACCUUCAUCCAGAAUCCGUAAACCACAUUUUCCUACAAAUUGUUGGUGCCAUUUUGGUACUGCAAAUCGAUCCAAUUGUAAAUGACACCAUAACAUAAAAAGGGACUUUAUAUUCUUUAAAAAGUAUUUAUAACCCAUCCUGAAUGUACCAAAAUGUAACAUUUUAAUUGCUAGUUGUGCUUGACGUUCAUUUCACUUGCUCAGCAUGUCUUAUUUAUGUCUUUGUUUCUUGAUAGUCACGUAGGUUUUAAUAUUAUUGUGGAGAAUUGCUGGCAUUCCUUGAAUGUUAUUUGUAAUUCAUACGAGGAAUGUCCUGAUAUUAUUUUGUGUCUCUUGGGGAUUUAAGAGGAAUUUCGGUCUGUAAUCAAAAAAGGCACGCAGUGAUAAAUCUCAAUAGAACUUCUGCCAGAAUGGAUCUUCCAUGGCUAACAGCAGAACGAUUGAUCUCCUGCCCUUCACGUAAGCACACUGAAAGAAACAUACGAUAACUACGCAAAUUUAAAAAAUAAAUAAUUGCUCUGAUUUGGUGACUGACCCACAAUGAGAAGCAUGUGGUCCAGCUGGAUUCCCCACCGGUGCCUUGCUUUGAAGGGACUCUCCUUCUCUUUGCAUUUAAUAUGGUGCAAAGAGGCCCAUGUCUCUGUACGCACAGUGGUUUAUAAAUGCAGCCAUUUCCUUUUUUGUCCGUAGCAGAAAUAGAAUUCCUACAAAGUCCUAAAAUAAAUACAGGGUAUUUCAAAAACUCCUUCUGGGCAGAUGCUUAUGGUUAAAGCUCCAUCAAAAAGGAAUGAGAGCCUUAUGAUUGUCUGGACAGAGCUCAACACAAAACCUGUUAACACAACAAACACAUUGAGUUCCUGCCUGCAUUGCAAAUUGGUGAAUAGAAGAGUGGGUUAGAACCUGAAAAUUUUAUUUCUAGCAAUUUUUAUCCUCCCCCCCCCCACUGCAACCUAUGGCAAAAGGGACAAAAAGUAAUCUAUUUAUUUUUAAAAAACCUUUUUUUUGCACAGUAUACUUUUAUUAGUGGUCGAGGCCUAUAUUUCCUGAGCUUCUUAGAACAACUUGAGAUUGUCUGUCUAUGUCAAAUAUUUUUUUUCAAGUGCCAUUUUUCUACAUCAACUAAACUAGAUCGAGAGCCCUUGGUAAUAGAGCAAACAUACGGUGAGCGUAAUAACCUAUACAAUAUCUUGCAAAACAGUCUAGUCCUGGUGAAGAUUGUCUAAAUAUAGCAUGUGAUUGGAAAACUUACCGAUAAAUCCAAUAUAAAGCAUAGAUUAGUGUUUGUGUUACAAAGAACUUCUGAUCAACCCAUUUGCAGUUUUAGGUCGAACAAACAUAUAUUCAACAGACAGCUGCCCAGAAGAAAUUAAGCCUGCGAAACAGUCUUUCUUGGUUCUAGAGAUGCCUCUUUGAUAUUUUGUAGAGUCUGAAGCAGACUUUUUGAAAAAAAAGUUUUUAUACUUUUUAUAAUGCUAAUAUUGCAUAUGAGAAAUGUGUCUCCAAGGUGACCAAGUAAUUUCCACUGGGGAAAAAAAAGUUGUGAGUCACCGGAAUGGACUGUAUUUCCACAUAUUGGUCACCCUGGACCACCAUCUUAGGUUAUUUCUCUGGUUCUCAUGUUUUGGAACAUCAGAAGAAAGUGCCCAAAAUGUUCAAACGAGUCCUUAAUAGCCAUUGUGGCUACAACCUGCCAGGGAAUUUCUAGCCAUAAAAGAGUACAUCCGCAGUGCCUUGUGCAUGAAGGUAGAUUGGCUGACAUAAACCAUUUUCAUGUAGUCAAGCUGUUGCACAUCAAUAAUUGUGAUCUAGAUAUGCACCCGGUCUUCUCCAAAAUCUGAUUUCAUGCCUUCCAAUGUUAAGAAACAUAGUAGAUAGAUUUAAUAACGUUCUAAAUCAAACAGUAGAAACUCUGUUAAAUAAAAUAAAUUAUGCCACCAAACCAUUAUUGUAGUUAUGAAUGUCAUGAUAUAGACUUGCUAAACCAUAUCAGAAAUCAAUGAGUCCCAUUCUUCUCUGCUAGUUUGUAUCCAUGUUUGUCUAUGGGGAACUUCAAUUCAGAUCAGCUUCAGGAUUUAGAGACAGACAUUUGGCUCAUUUUGUUUACCAAUUAGUUCACAGUGAAUGCGGUGCAGGAUUACUGUCAAAUGAAUGCUAGACAAUCGAGCUGAAUGAAAGUAGACAACUUUGCCAACAGACACAUGCACCCCUCAUGUGAUAUGUAGAAAGGUCAGUCAGAGUCUAUGAGAGUUGCUCUUGGUACAUAUGCGCUAACAGUUUUCUUUUUUUUGGUGAAGAUGACACACUGUUUAUUUCUGUGUGAACCUUGGUACUGAUGAGCAAUAGGAGACAGAUAUUUGAGUUUGUACUAAUUUUUAACCCUUUCAACUAAUUUCAUGCAGUCAAACUGACCAUAUCAGCAUGAAAACAUUUUAAUCGAAGUGGGGAUACCUUGGUGCACCCAGCCCUAUUUGAUCAAUUGACAACUUUUGAGGGCUUCAAGCACAGAAAGUGUGGGAGUGACGGCUGCUCUCCAGGCACUGAACCUGCCUCAUUUACUCUGACAUUCAGUUCUCCCCCCUCCCUUGAACUGCUGGGGGUUAUCCAAGUCCCAGGAAGCAGCCUCACUACUCACCGCAGCGCCCACUGCUUAUUGCAGAGACGCUCCCAAGAUGGGGAUGCCCAAGACUGCUGAAUCAGCAGUGACCAUUGGAGCCGCAUCCAUGUCCGUUCUAGACCGCAUAUUCGUGAAAUGUAUAGUGCGCAUCACGGAAAGAGAGCUGAACUCCAAGACAACUGGCUCGGACGACCAUGUGGCCCCUCAGCAGUCUACUCAAAUUAACACGACAGUGCUGCCGCUGAGGCCCACGCAUAACCUGACAGGUUAGCAUGGCUGUUCACUUAAAUGGCAAAGGCUGCUUGUAUCAAAAUCCCAAAUUCCCUCAAGGCCUGAGGGGCUUAAUACACAACAUGUGGGAGUUUGGCAGUAGGCCUUGGCCCAGAGUUUCAGAACUCUGCUGUUCUCAGCCAUUCAAGAUGGAGGCUUCUGCCACACCAGACUUUACUGGCAAUAUAAUGCAUUUAUGUGGGACCAUCAGCUAAGAGGUCAGCAGCUCUGCUACAGACUGGGCAUCGGAUGAAGGCAUAGCCGAUAUCUAGCUGCCCACAGGCGUUCUGUGAUAUGUCCACUAACCUGGGACUCAUUCCAGUCUUUUACAGGAUGCUCUCCUGCUUUUUAUUUAUUUAUUUAUUAUUAGUUUUUUUUCCUAUUUUAUAGGGCACCCAGUCCUUUCUCAAGAAAUAAUUGGUUGAGUUUAUAUUGCUGUGUAUUGGCAGCCCCACACAUAAUUCUAAGUCGGUGACUCCAGUGGUCUCGUACGAAUACACCCAGGCUACAUAGUUACUCGUUUUAUUAUGUGCAGGCCUACAUCCCACCCAUCUUACCACUGCUUUUAAAUGACUUCAGGACUAGUGAUGUCCUGAACGGUUCGCCGCGGAAGGCGAACAUAUGCGGUAAACUUUGACCCUGUACCUCACAGUCAGCAGACACAUUCCAGCCAAUCAGCAGCAGACCCUCCCACCUCCUGGACAGCUCACUAAGAAUGCAGCUUCACAAUUAAUGUAAAAUGGAUGCUGUCCAGGCGGUGGGAGAGUCUGCUGCUGAUUGGCUGGAAUGUGUCUGCUGACUGUGAGGUACAGGGUCAAAGUUUACCGCAUAUGUUCACCGUUCGGCAAACCGUUCGGGACAUCACUAUUCAGGACAUAUAUUCUGUGUCUCCCAGAUAAUAUUGCUAACACGAGCAGUACUCCUGUAACUUCUAUUACUCAAUUUAUGGGAAGCUUUCAUGUCUUAUUUUAAUGCCCAUAUUAACCUAGUUAUGUACCUCAAGUAUGAGUUUGUUUUUUGUUGUGUUUUUUUUUUGCCCUCAGCCUUAUUUUACUCCGUAAGGACUCACUAUAAAGCACUAGGUCCCAGUGGUUCCAAACAAUAAAUGUCAUGUCUACUUGUCUCUCACUACUCAUUAUCAUACUUUGUUUAUUGCUUAAACCUGUACACUCUUUUGUUUAUUGCUAUGUUUACAAAAUUGUGCUGAUUUUCACAUGUACAUCUGUUAUAUUAUGUUGAUAUAACUGAGCUUGCUGUUAUGGCAUUGCAGGCAUCUUUGUAUUUAUCUGCACAACUAAUCUGUAACAUAUAAGAAUAUAAAAACAAAAAAAUAAAAAAAACUGUACAGGGCAUGGCUGGUUUUCUCGGACCUAGAAGAACUUCUCAACGUCCAACGUGAAACAUGCAGAUGAUGCAGAAUAGUAAAUGCUUAUGUCUGUUAAUAAUUUAAAACACACAAAAUUUCACGCACGGCGAUCUACGAACACCGUAUUAUUUUACUAGAAGUAAUCAUGCAUCAUCUGAAAAGGGGUUUCAUCUUGUUAGGACUCUGUGUAUGGCUUUGUAUUCCAAUGUACACAAUCAUUAUAAUCUGUGUUGCAGCGCCUCCAAGUGGUCAGAAAAUCAGGUCAUGACUUAUUGAAUGUCACCUAAAACCAGUACUAUCUGCAGGCCAAGAAGCGUAAGAGAUAUUAUUCCCAAGGCUCCGAGGUCUGGAGCCCAGGAUGCAUUAAGUAAUGGAUUGAUUGAAAAGCACUUUACUGCGGGGCAUCCUGUGCCCGUCCUUGCUAUAAAUGGUGUAUGUUUAAAAUAAAGCAAAUGCCCAUUUAAACUUAGCUUCUCCAUAGCUGGAGAAUAAUUGAUUCUCCUAAUGUGCCGUGCACAGAUGGCAGGCUUCAUACAGUAUUGGACGGUAAUCUGUCUGUGUCCUAGAAGAUUAAGACGGUCCAGGUUUUGCAUGUGAAAUCAGCUGAUAUAUUUUUUUUUUUCUCUAAAUGAAUUGAAAUCAUUAUCUGCAGUGCAGAGCGUUGGUCGUUCUAAAAGCAUACCACGAGAGUGUAAUUUUUGCUGUGUGGUUUUUUGGUUUCUUUUUCUUGUGAUCAGUUCAAAGCCUUUUUUUAAAUCUAUUUAUUUUAUUUAUUUUUUUCCUGUUCCUUUGACUACGGGAACUGUACAUUCAUUAGCCAAGCUACCAUGUUUUAGUUUGCGAGGGUAGACUAUGUCCUGCCUAAGCUGAGAAAUUUUAUUUUAACACUGGGAAGUAACUUAUUAAACGCUGGGGUACUGCAGUCAUGUGAGGAUUUCCAAGGAAGAGAAAGAAUGUACUGCGGCCUUCUAACACUGUUACAAACCCGGCUCGGAAUGCUUUGCUUUGGGGACUGUAUACGAUGAGAACAAGUGACUUUGUAAAGCUGUGGAAAGAAACUGCAAACUGUGUAUUUUCUGUGGUUCUCUGAAUGACUUCUCUGGACUCAUCUGCUAAAAUGGAUUCAAAUGAGAUGGAUUAUCAGGAAGACUAUAAGUCUCCGUUUAAUUUUGACUGUGGUGUCAACCGGAAUUACCUUUUCUUGGCGCCACAUCUGAGCAGUACGCCACCGGAUUCGCCAACCCUGCUAAACAUGGGUAAAAUGUUACAAACUUUUACAAUCUAAUGUAGUUUCGUGCAAGGCUGUUGGAAUUGUGCAAGUGAUUUGUAGUUUUUCUGAUGUAUACAUUUUGAGAUGGAUAUCUGGUUUUGAUGUGUGGAAUAGAUUUGUGUCUUUAGUGUUUAUAGCUUGGCUGUGUGAUUCUGCAUUUAGAAGUAUAUAUUGGGUUUAUUCACGCAACCGCUGUAAUCAAUUGAAAACUGCUACAUUUUACACUAAAGUAGCUUAUUGUUUUCAGAUUGCUUCAGUUCACUGUUUAGUGAAUAAAGCCUUUAGUGCUUCAGUGUGUGCACUGCUGUGAGAUGGGAUUUUGUGUGGUGCAUAUAUUCACUCGUCUGAAGCUGAAAAUGGAUUAACACUGAGAUGAGAAAAAAAAUUUAAAAAAUUAUUUAUUAAGAGAGACUGACAUAUAUGCUAACAGUGCUACUAAAUACUGGAAACGCUACUUCUUGCUAAAUUAUUGCUGUUUCUUUUGGAAUUUUUUUACGCAAUUAAAAUAAUAGAAAAAUUAGGAGAUUAAUAGAAUCUGAAAGCCAAAAUUUUAGUUUUUGGUCUGUUAAAGGCUACAAUUGUGCCCCCUGGCGUCUGUCAGCAAUACCUCCUCAGUUCACCUCACAGGUACUGUAACCUUUUCUUUAAAAUAUAAAAUAUUUGAAGAAAAUCUUUUAGUGGUUAGUGGCUUUACAGCUGUGUCUAUCAGAAAACUCAUGUGUCAGAUUCUCACAACUGUGGAAAAAUCUAAUUCAUUGCCUUUACUUCAUUGAAGCUACUACAUUUUAAUUUAAUAAAUUACAUUAAAUGCUUCAUAUACUUUUACUUUUUUUUUUUAUUUAAACCCCUAUGCACUUCACCAUCUCUUCCUGACUUAUUGCCCGUUGUACUUUUUUUUUAUUUUAUGUUAGAUCACAGCUGUUAAGAACUCGAAAACAGCUGAGUAUCUAGCCUUUACCUAUCCAGGGUCGCCACAAUCCAGCUCAGUCCAGAUAAGCCCCUUGUUGCCCGACGAGCUUCUUGUGCUUGAUUGCAAGCACGUUUAGGCAGGGCCCUCUUUACCUACUGCUUCUGAAUGUCAUACAUGUCGUGUUAGAAUUGAAUGUUUGUCUUAUUUCCAAUUGUAUAGCAUGACGGAAUAUGUUGGGGCUAUAUCAAUAAAUGUUAUUCUGGUAAUUCUAAUAAGAUGUCAGUCGUUAUGUGUAAUUGUCCACUGCUUGUGGAGGAAGGUGUCAUUGAGUUUGAGAUACAGACAUUUUAAUGUUCGUAGCAAACAUGGUCAUGCUUUAUUGUGGGUCACUGAAUUUGCACGUCGCCACAGUCUGUCAGGUUUUAAACAAGCCUAAAAAAAAACAUUUAAACAAAAGGUACUUCCGGGCUGCUGUGAAAUCCAACCCCUGUUGCUUGAUCAGGGGUACAAUACAGAAUGCAAAAUACAGGAAACAGAUGAGCAGUGCUGCAAGGAUAUGCUGUGUGCACAAAGUACCACUAGUGAUUUAUUUGAAGGACGUACAAAUGGCGAUAUCAGUCAGAUAUAAACACUGAUGAAGGGUUGAAUCCCAAAACAUUUGCUGUACUUUUGUAUGUCCGUUAGAUAAAUCACUAUUGUAGCACUUUGUGUACACCGCAUAUCCUACUAGCACUACUGAUUUUUCCCUGUAUUUUUUUUUUUUUCAUUGAGGUUGCUUUUACAAAUGAAGCUCUUAUUCUGGUUACAAAAUGAAUAAUCAGCAAGAAAUGGCUGUUACAAUUUGCAGGAGAGAGCUAUAAUUUCCUGGCUUAUUACAUUUCAGAAUGUAAAUCAAUACAUGUAUAUAGUAUUUUCAGUCUAUCAUCUCUCUAGAAAUACUGACUUUAAAGGAACACUCCAAACACCAUAAUCACUACAGCACACUGUAAAGGUUAUGGUGACCUCAUUGUAAGUAGUCUAACCAUUUUGAGUCAAUUUGACGUCUUACUUGAGAUUAGUCAGGUGCUAGAUGUGAGAACCAGAAGCUUCUCUUCGCUUCCAUUACCUCUCCUGAGCUAAUCCCAGCAGUGCAGUUUUAGAACCUAGGUCUGAUGGGCAACACUCCUCACCUCCCUGUAGGCGGAAGUGAGUGUUCAAAGCCCCUGUUAGCCAAGUCACGCAGGGCUAGCUCAUUGGCUGAGAGUUAUCAGCUGACACUCUUAGCCAAUGAGCUAAGCCUGUACUUUCAGAAAGCAUCUGGCUUUGCUGUAGCUGUAGUGGAGGCAAGGAGAGGUGCCCCGCGGACCCCAUGUAAUAAGUGAAACCAUUCUAAAUAGUCUGACUACUUCCAGCACAGCGAAGGGGCCUGAAGUGUUCCUUUAAUUCUUGACCCCUUCACCCCUUACAUUACAAGCAGAAUCCAAAUGCUCCAGUCCUCAGCAAUUGUCUUUGUAAGUUGUCGUCACACUUUUAAGCUGGCUAGUGUGUUCAGUACGUUAUACAAACUGACACAAAGAAUCAUCAGUGUCCAAAGAAUAUAGUCCUGUUUCCAGCACAGUGGAUUGCAGCAGCUGUUCUGGAAGGUCACAUAGGUAUUGCUUAGAUGUUACUGUUUACCGAUGUAGCAUUGAUUUUAACAUUGAUAAAUACAAACUUUCGUACUUCCAGUGACCGUCAAUUCAGAGGACAGCGGUCGGCUGCAUAGUUUUUUACUAAAAUUUUAAUGUCCGACAUUAAAGUGAUUUACAAUGUUUAGGCCAUAAUAGCCAACUUGGAAUUAUUUUCUUUUUGAUUAUAUAUUUAGCCUUAUAGUAACAGCUUACCUUUAUUCCAGUCUGCUGCUGCUGGUUCUGCCCCUGAUCGGUUUCCUUGGCUGACCUCAUCAGAAGUGAUGAUCUCAGCCAAUGACAAUGCUUUCCCAUAGGGAAAGCAUUUGAUUGGCUGAGAUUGUCAAUUCUGAUGAUCUCAGCCAAGGAAGCUGGCCGGUGAGCGGAGCCAGACACUGUUCUGGCCAAUCAGCAUCUCCUUAUAGAGAUGCACUGAAUCAAUGCACCUCUAAUAGAAAACUUCAGUGUCUCCGUGCAGAGGGUUGAGACACUGAAUGUCACUGCUGCUCACUGUGCCCCAUGAUGCACCUCUAGUAGCCAUCUGAGGAGUUUGCACUGAAGGUGUCCCUAGGCUGUAAUGUAAACCCAGCCUUUUCUCUGAAACGACAGUGUUUGCUGCAAAAAGCCUGAAGGGAAUAAUUAUACUCAUCAGAACAAAUACAAUAAGCUGUAGUUGGUGACUCCUUUUAACUUUGAUUUCCUGACCAUCUACAAGUUGGUGAAUAACUUGGCUAUUUGGAAACCUAUGUUCAAAUCCUGGUCAGACCAUUCACCAGUAAGUGUCCCUGGGCUAGACACUUAGCGAUAUAUACCUGCUACCAAUAAAUCCUCAUAGAUUGUAAGUUCAUUUUAGCAGGACCUUCUUGACCUAAUUACACUCUGUGUACAUUCUAAUUACACUCUUACAUUGAUUUAUUUUUCAUAUGUAUGUGGUUUUUUUUUUUUUGUUUUCUAAUUCUUUCUUUUUUUUUUCCCUUCAAAAUAAAACCGCAGAACAUAUGUAUCUUGUGCUCUAGGAAUUCAUUAUUUUAUUACUGCCUCCAGAAAUUUAUAUUGGCUGCAUAAUACAUGAAUGAAUGCCUUCAUCAAGCAGUAAUGUGACUUUUGUUUUGUUUUUCGCUACGGUCCAGUAGAUUCAGUAACUGUUUUCGCUGGAUGAUUUAUUUCUUAUUUAUAUUCAUUCAUUUCUUGUAUAAUGUAACCUGUUGUGCGUUUUGCAAUAUGACUUCACAUCGACAUCAGAUCGCACAUUUAUUUUAUUUAUCACUUGGCUAGCUUUUCAGCAUCCCAGAAAUCUGUAGAUUGUUGUUGUUGUUAUUUUUCUGCAGGGGCUAUUUGUCAUGUCUGCCAUUUUAAGAUGUAUUUAAAGCUUUUUAAUUGUGCAACACUUAGGUCAGAUGCCCAUACAUUCUGAAAAUCUGAUGUCCAGAGACUCAAGAUGCUUACAGCACUCCCUUUAAAUGGGAAUUCUCCUCUUUUUACUGGUCUCUGUAGAAGUAUAUAACCUUGGUUUUUUAUUUUUUUUUAUUUCAGGGUGUGUGUUGUAUUACUCAGCUUCGUAAUGCCCUAUUGGUUGUAUCAGGUCUCAAACAAUGGGGGUUAAUUCACAGCAGUCUACAAAUGCACGAAUCCUCAUCUUUUUACGAUUAAGAUUAUGUACUUUAAUGGAGGGUCACAAAUGGUGUGGCAUUUGGACACGAGGCAGGAAAAGAAAUCCCCAGAAACGAAUCACUUAAAUACAUGAGGUGCUGCUGUAUGUGCCUGGAGAAUAAGGAAUUGUCUGAGGGCCAGUUGUGAAGCUUUAGCAACACAGAGCCUCCAAGCAAUGGAAAACUAGAGGUUUUCCAAACAUGGCUGUAUAUGCCAAGGAAAUGUAGAGUCUGUACAAAGCUUGAAGUGUGAGGAACAGUGUUUGUGAAAGCCAUGUCCUUAAAACGUUCAUUAAUGUAAAUUGGUGUUAGCAGCAUUUUCUGUUUUUGUGAUCUAAAUGCAAGAUUCCAAUGAGAUGGGUGCAAUUUAAUGAAUGUUUUAAAAAAUGUAAUUAUAUUAAAUAUAUAUUUAUUAUAUAUUCAUUAUAUUUGACAUGCCACAUGACCAGCAAACAGGUCUGGUAAAGUUGGACUUUACUCAGAGAAACAAUAAUGCAUUCAAUAUAAAAAUAGAAACUCUGUGAAUGGGGUGGUUAGUGCGCGCAAAGCGGAACAUGUUGAACAAAUCUCUGACUAUCAGGAGGUAGACUUUGAAAACACUGGAAAAAUAUGCCUCUUUUCCCCGGAAUGGAAUUAUUGACUUUCUUUCUUACUGAGAUUAUGAAGUUUAGGGACGAUUUAUCCCCAGUGUUGCCAUAAUUGUCAUACUUUCUAUACUCUUACCGCUUUUGAAUACCGAUGGUCCGUACAUAAUUUGAUAUUCUUUUGUAGAGAAAUCACUUGUUACUUUGGAAUUCCUGAUAUACGAAUUGGUUUCACUUCUGCAGCUUAUAGACUUGCAUAUCACAGGGCAACAUUUAUAGGUAAUAGUAAUUGUUGCACUGGAAGUCAGGAACAAAUAUGGUCGAUCUAUCUACCUGCCACCACUUCCUGUCAUGUAUUGCAUAGGACAGUCAAACUUCUUGUUUAACGUAAACUCUUGCAUUCUGUCUUUAUCUUAUCGUCUCUACCUCCUCCUUGAUUGCUAGCUUACACGAGCAGGUCCUUGUCCUUGUGUACCAAUGGUGGUAAUAUUUUAAUGCAUUCACACCAGUAACGCUAUGUCUUUGUUCUUUUAUACUUCUCUGUAACUGUGUGAUCGUGCACAGUCUGCUGUAUUUCGGUCUAUGGAGUACAUUAAAUAAAUAAAAGACUUGGGUGACCCUACUACACAGGGUGUCUUCUCAACAUUUACUUUCUGGAACUGAAGUUGUAUUGUUUUCAUUGUUUUCUUUACUUUUUUUUUUUCUAUCUAGAUUUGCUGAAGCCGGAGUCUGUGCCUGAAGGAGAAGAUGUGGCUGCUACAAUUCCUGAAGAAUUAUCAGAGGAAGAACAAGAGCAUCUCCGGAAGGAGCUUGAAAAGGUACCCGUUGCCUUGUGUGCUUAGUGGUCUUCCAUUGUAGAUAAUCACAGAAACCUACAGUGCAGUCAAUCCGUACUCCGUAAUGUGUCCGUCCAUCUUUUAUUCUAGUGCACACCAUAGCAGUUUUAUUAGUAAAGCACAAUUUUGAGAGAAAGUUCUAAAAUUAGUGUAGUCUCUUAAAGGGACACUAUAGGCAUCUAACAACCUAUUGGCAAUGCUCAGUAUGGAAUUGUAAGCACUAAAGAGAAUUGUGAAAAGGUUUGGAGUAACCCUAAUGUUUGCUAUUAUAUUGCUUUGAGUUCUGUGUCUGAAUGAAUUUUCCAAUAUAUGUAUUAUUAAUAUUGCUGGAGCCUGCAUGAGGAGGUGUGCUUUUUACCUAUGCUGUAAAAAAAUGUAAUCCCCUUAAGAUGCUUGGAAGAGUAAGGCAAAUUAUUAAUGGAUUAGUGUUUGCCCUCUCUAUAUCCUCAUUCCUUUAAAAUCACAUAAAUUAAUAUAUAGAAACGUAUUGCCCCUGUCUGUCUUACCUCUCUGUUGCUUAUAACUGAGUCAAUAUGUAAGUUUUCAUGCCUGUAACUCACCUCACUGUUCAAUUAUUUACAUUGUGUGUGUGCACCAUGAGUACCCACUACUUUUUUUUUUUUUUUUUAUUCUUCUUCAUGACAAAAAUAAGAACGCAGCUGUUCAGAAAGCUAAAUAAUAGACCGUGUGUCUUUUCAUUGGUGAAACCUCUUCUUAUGAUGUCAUACAUAUUCCUCGAAUAACGGCUAUGUGGUUUAUAGAUCCAUCUUACUGCACAGAAAUGUGGCAAUGGUUCGAUAGUUUAAAGUGAACAUUUUCUCUUGAUAUGAUUUUUGCAAAAAUAUCUUGUUUAAAAAAUAUAAAUACAUUUUUUUUCAUAAAUAUGGCAACCGAAAAGAUUGCACUCAUGCAUCUCUAUAUAUAAUAUUAUUUUAUUUUUUUGUGUGCAGUAUCUGAACAUAUAUCAUUGUUACAGUAGCAUAUGAAAAAAAGUCGAUUUGAUCUUCGAGUGUCCGUGUGUUCAUGAAAUUGGAAUCUGUGCAAUGUUUUAUAUAAUUAAAUGUUUUCUUACCGUGAUGAGGUGGGGCUGGCUUUUGCAUGCUGAGAUGUGAGAGGGUAGAUUAGAUGCUAUAUUUAUUGUACUUGCUCCCUAAAUGCCUCCUGCUUUCAGGUAGAGGAGGAAAUUCAAACACUUAGUCAAGUGUUGGCUGCGAAGGAGAGACAUCUGGCUGAUCUCAAACGGAAACUUGGAAUCACAACUUUGUCCGAACUGAAACAGAACAUCUCCAAAGGGUUACAAGAUGUUGCCUCCACAAACGUGUAUGUAUAGAGAAAAAGGCUUCACGUUUCUUCUUAACGGAAUUUCCGUAGCCAUACAUAUUAAAGCUGGAUACAUUUACACUGAAUACCUGACCCAGAGAGACGCUCUUUGACAUUUCUCAUUUAUUUUAUGCAUUAAUAGUGAUCAAUAAAAGGUUAAUAAAUAAUAAAAUUCCAAAAACAUAUAACAUUUAAAACAAAGGACACAUUUUGUUUAACUUUUGAGUAAAUGGAAACACAUUUUAUUUAAAUAAUCUGUUUAUUAGUUAACAAAAUAGUGGUACUUCAAUUUGAUUAAAUGUAAUCAACUAAAAAUAAAUUAAAGGGAAAUUUUGAUGACUGUUGUUCUUUAAGAGACAUUUUUGCAAAACGAGGGUCACCUAUCUCAUAUUGGACCACUGUCACUGGGACACAGCACAAGCAGUUGUAUGACCCAAUAUGAAAUGUUACUGAAUUUUUUUAAUAAUCAUGUAUUAUGAAUGGUGUGGUUCCUUUUCUCUUCUCUUUGCUUUUGUUUUCUUCUUUUUUUGUCUUGUUUUGACUCUUUCACUUGAAAUGUACUUGUUUGCAGAUACAAAAAGACAUCAGAAACCUUAUCUCAGGCUGGUCAGAAGGCCUCUGCUGCCUUUUCAACAGUUGGUUCUGUCAUUACAAGGAAACUGGAAGAUGUCAAGUAAGUGAAAACCAGUCUUUUUCUCAGAAUAUGUAACGUUUCUAAAUCAGAAUUGUGUCCAAGGAAAGCCCUCUUAAAGGUUUUGAAAGAGCUCUUCAGACACACACCAAUGUUAUAGGAAAUAUGCAGGUUUGUUUUUUAUUUUUUUCCUCCUAACUUGCCGUUUUUAUACUUUUUUUUCCUCCAAAUCAUAUACUGGUGUGAAUGAAAUCAUGGCUUUCUGGGAGUUGUAGUUCAGCAGUUAACAUUUACAGUAGGAGGAUAAUAGAACUACAAAUGUCAGGAAUGGUUGCUGUGCCUAUCAAACCAAUCCUACAGGAUAAGCUCUGUGAGACAAGUCACUGCCUGGUUUAGUGAAACCUGUCCAGCAGUUUUUACAAUAGAAAGGCGAUACUGAUGACAGACCUCUGAGUUGGCAAUGGAGUGACCAGGAGAUGCAGUUCUACUACUCUUCAUAGUAGCAACUGUAAUCUUACUCUUGCACAGAUGUCCCGUUAGGAAGAGUAAGUAUAUUUAAAACAGGAUCCUUCUUCCACACAAUUAUAAUUCCAGAAAUCAGCCUUAACUGUUAUAAUUGUUAAUCUUAUUGUGUAUAAUAAAGAGAAUUUUACAAUAAAGAGAAUCUAUAUUUAAUUGCACAUACAUAGAACAUUCUACUACUUCUGUCUAAAUUAUAUUCCAGAAUUCUGCAUAAUGUGCGUACAUUCAUUAUUUAGUAGAUGUUCCCCUUGCAAUGCUCAGAUCCGUAGCAGCAGAUGUUCCUGAUGUUUGAUAGUUCUGGUUUGACACUGUGGUUACAGACUGACAUUUCACUUUCACUCUUUGUCUGAUUUUUGGAUUUGUGAUUAAAGUUUAACUCACUGUUGGUUAUUAUAUAAAGUUAAAGUGAGCCUGUCUUGGCAGAAUCACAUUUUUGGCUUGCUGUUACUAAAAAACAGUGAAUACAUGAUUUUACCCAUAUGUUGAAUUGCUUCGGUAUUUGGAGAGUUAUUAAAUAAACACUCUUCAGUGUGGUUGACUUCAUUAGCACGUGAACCGAUUGAUGUGUGUCGUUCUGUUUUAUAUUCCUGUGUAAAACCAUGAGAUGCUUUUAGUUGCUAGGGAACAUUCACAUCAACUUCAGUAUGUAGCCCAACGUGCACUGUAGUUUCUCUAAAGGAAGAUUCGCUUCCUCUUCACCUGUCAAUCAACUCUUGGUGUACACUAUGCUGUCAGCCUAGACUUGUAUUCCGAGAAUUGUCAGCUAUCCUAAAUAUCUGUCCUGAAGAGUGCAGUUCUAGGAAGAGCUGAGAUACUUCACUCAGAUUCCCAGGAAUGUGGAAUAAAAUACCACCACCCUGAGGGGUGAAUAAGUAAAUUUGAUACAAAUAAAUUUAUUAAGAAAUUCUGCAAGUAUAAUGAAUUAUAAAGCUUUAGGUUUCAAAUCCAUGUUAAGCAUCACAGGGGCACUUUAAAGCCAAUCUGUCACAAAAAAAACACACAAUAAAUCAUGCUCUUAUUUAUUUAUUUAUAUAUAUAUAUAUAUAUAUACAUUCAUACAUACAUAGUGAUGUAUCUGUCACUGUGCAUGCUGAUGAUCGCGGUGUAUACCCCAUCUGUUAAUGUCUUCCAAUACCUUACUUGAGAUAUAUAUGGAGAGCUAUCUUGAAGACCCCCCAUUUUUGCCACUAACGUUCUGACAUCCAUCGUCUUAAGUUUUCGUUACUGUUUCAUUGGGUUUUGUUUUAGGAUCAUAGUUAAGAUCCCAUAAUAGAUUCCCAUUGACACAUUGUUUCACCUCUGUCUUAGAUUUGUCUGUUAUCGUGUCUGUUUUUUUUUUUUUGGGUGCAAACCUUUUUUGUUGUUGUUGUUUUUCUCAUAUCAUCAGGGAUUUGCAGAUGCUAAAUAUUCUUAGACUGCCUGUGGUGCAAUUAACCUACUUUUCCUUCACUAACUCUCGUUAUCUUUUCCCUUAAUGCUGCCUUUAGUAUUCGUUCUAUACAGCACUCAAUUAGCAUGCCUGCAAUGAGGUAAUGUAUCCCGUGAAACCAAUGGACAUAUACACACUUCUUUUUAUAAUGGGGUACAAGUACAGUUACAUUUGUUUCAGAAAUUAAGCUGCUAAAUAACAUACCUUUCAUCCCAAUCUGCAUCUAACCAUUGGAUCUAUGGGUCAGCAUGUAGUAAUAUUGGGUAACCUUAUAUUGUCAGCAUAUAGUAGAUACACACAAGGUACAGAUCUGCUGUGAUAUAACAAAGCUUAAAAUAUUUUGAAAAGUUUGAUUUGUUUAGAAGCUUUUAUUAAAGGAGUCAGUUUUAGAGCAAACCAGUAUAUGUACAAGUGUGUCUGUGUGUAUGUAAACUAAAGCAAUCUGGUAUAUAUAUUUUUUUUUUUCUUGUACAAAAUAUUCCUCUUAUAGGUGUGUAUGGAUAAAUAAGUUAUUGAUAUUUGGUACAUUUUAGUCUAUGAAUCCCUCCCCCUCCCCCCUUAUAGCCAUUUCAAAAUCUUGUAAUGAACAAGUGCACAGACACUCGUUAAUUUUCCAUAAAUGACUGUGACACUCAAAUUUAAAAAUAACUAAUUGCUUCAUUCAGAAGGUUAUUAUAAAAAAUGAAUUAAAAAAAAAAAUAACCAGCUUAAACGACUUGGUUGUUUUCCACAGUAGUCGCCUCAGUCUUUAAGUAUUAAUAACGCUGAUUUAGUUAAAGACUUGGCACAUGUAAACAAAACUGGCUAAUACUCAAUGUAUUUUUGUGGAUUCAAUAUUUAGAUUUUGUUAAGGGUGAAACAAGCCAUAGACAGUGACAAACACAGUCAGAACUGGAAGUCCAUUCUCUGGUUUUCUUUCUUUAAGAUCAGUGCGUUAUGAAGUCUUAUGUGAUUUAUAAAAAUAUGUGAAAUAACAUUGGUAAAAGAUGGACUGUAUAAGGAUGUUGCCUUGUGUGACCUCGCUCGAAGCAAGAACGAUUUAUACCGAUUAUAAUGAUUAUUGGAUUUAAAAUGUAAUAUAUGUGAUAAUCUUGUCUUGAUUAUAGUUGCUGCUGUUCAGAGAGAAUGACUGCCUUGUGUGCUAAUUAUUCCCGGUUGCUCGCUCUCUAGACUAAAAACAAAAAACAGGAAAAAAUAAAUAAAAUUGAGAGCAUUUAAUAUAGUGUCCAAUAAUGCAACAAAACAAUCCAUUAGCAUUACAGAUGGAUGUUUGUGGACAGAAGCAGCAUGUAAAUGUCUCUGCCCCCUGCUGCUCACUCAUUGUACUGCACAUAUUGUUUAAUGCCAGAGUGUGCAGCUGUGAUUCAUGUGGGAUAGGAAGUAUAUAUUCCAUCUAUUUUUUUUAAUUUUAUUUUAUACAUAUACAUAUAUCAUUCGUAUUUCAAUUUUAGGCCUGACUAAUUUGUUUGCCGUGCAAGUACCUCCGUGAAUGCAGGCAUGUAUAUGUGGAGUGUGCAUUUAUCAAUUUGGAGGGUGUAUAUAAAUUCAAGGAUAUAUUUGUCAGCGCAGUGCUGUAUAUGCACCCCUUUUCAUCACCCCCAAUGCCACUUCUUCUUCUCGGACAUGUCCAUUCUCCACGUAACCCUUUUUUACUUAUAAAUCGCUUUCCCGUUCGACGUGUACUUUCCGAGAUUCUCUAUUUGCUCACUAGAGAGCCAAUUCCUUGGUGGAACGAGCGAGCUAAAUAGAGAUGUGCUUUGGCUAGUUUAACCAUGACUACUGUGAGAGCCACUGGGAGCUUUGUGUGGCUGCAGUGUACCUAAUGACCAUAUAUCUGAGCUUCCAGAGCCCCUGCCAUGUAGCUACACAUACAGGCGACAAGCUGUAAGCAGCUAGCUCACCCUAGCUCAAUUACUUGCCUUAGUUAGAGGAAAUACGGAAACUCAAAACUGUGAUUUUGUAAUGCAAAACUGUUCAUCUUUGCUGGGGGAACAUAAACUGCAUCUAGCUCAGUUUUUAGUUUUGGUUAUUUACUCUAAUGAGCCAUACUUCAACCUCUGUAACCUUGUAUAUUUGGGGUUUUUCAUCCAUAUAUUUGACAUUCAUUUGAAGAAAAUGCACUAAUACAAACUUAUGAAAAUGUGUCCUCAUACAGAAGACACUACAUAAUGUCCAUUAAAUGUUUGUUGUUGCCAGUUCCACGAUCUGUAUCAUGGAACAAUAGGAAUAUUUUGUUAGUUAUUACCAAUGUUUACCAUCCACAGUAAGGACUAUUUGUGUUAAUUAUCUGUCUGUUUGUUUUUAUAGGAAUUCACCCACAUUCAAGUCUUUUGAAGAAAAGGUGGAAACUUUAAAGGUAAAUUUAUAGAAAUGUCGAGCAUUGUUCCUUAUAGCCAGAUGUCUCCUGGACAAAGCCAUUACCUAAUUAUUAAGAGAAAUAAUUUUGAUGCUGGUUUUGGGUUCUCAACCAUUUCGGCAUGGAACAAUAUAUUUAGAUAGUAAUGUGCUUAUUUUAACAAAGGGCAGCUUAACGGACUACCAAUUCAUUGUGGAAUGUAUGUUUUGUGGUGUUGGUUUAAAUGGCAAAUGUCAGUGCUUUUUGCUGCCAAUUUGGUACUCUAAAAUAGCAAUAACUAGAGGUCUGCAGUUUUGUUUAUACACAGACAGUUUGAGGAGCCAGACCAAGGAAUAUACAUAGUGCUAACCAGCCUUGUCUAAUUAUUUCUACAAUUCAAUGGGAUAUAACUGUAUGUUACUAUUUGUUUUUUUAACGUUUAGCAUGUAAGGAAAUAUUGACAUUGCUUAAAGGGACACUAAAGCCACCAGAACAAAUACAGCUUAAUGUAGUUGUUCUGCUGUAAAUAGUCGGUCCCUGCAGGCUUUUUGCUGUAAACACUGUGUUUUCAGAGACAACUCCAAUGGCCACUCCUCAGAUGGCUGCUAGAGACUUUGCUGCACGGCCUGGGACUUUGCUGCACAGUGUUCAGCACUGACAUUCAGUGUCCCCACCUUUUGCAUGGAGACACUGCACUUUCCUGAUCCAAUGCUUCUCUAUAAAAAGAUGCUGAUAGGCCAGGGUGGUGUUUGGCUCUGCCCCCUGACCCGCCUGCUUUGCUGAGAUAAUCCAAAUUAACUAUCUCAGCCAAUCCAAUGCUUUCCUAUGGGGAAGCAUUGUGAUUGGUUGAGAUUAUCACUCCUGAUGAUGUCAGCCACGGAGGCAGAUCAGGUGCAGAACCAGCAAUAGCAGACUGGAAGAAAGGUAAGAUUUUACUAGAUUUAGGGGAGCAAGGGGGUGGCCAGGAGGGUAGAUAAUGUUUUUCACACUACAGGGUCAGGGAUACAUGUUUGUGUUCCUGACCCUAAAGUGUCCCUUUAAUUGGAACUAGACUGCAAAAAUAUGUUUAAAACUGUUUGUCUGAAUCAAAUCCCUUUUAAUCCACACCCGAAUGAACGGAUACGUCCGGAUUUUGGAUUGUAAGCAAGGUUUAUGAGACUUGAAUCUAGUCCCACAUGUUGCAAUACAGCUGCAUUUUAACAUACAUGUUGAUCUGUUCUCUGCUCAUUUGGUCUAACUUCGUCUUACUUUUUUUCCUGUUUAGACCAAAGUUGGUGGCAGCAGACCAGCCACGGGAGAUUUUGGCGAAGUGUUGAACUCCACAGCAAAUGCCAGUGCCACAGAUUCUUUAACUGAGAACGAUCUGGAGACCCAGUGAGAUGUCUCUGUGUACAGCAACCAAUACUGCAAGAUGCUGCAAGAAAUGUGAAACCUGUCUACUGCGUUGUCCCAUAUCUUUCUUUCUUUGUAUCUUUAACCUAUCCUUAGAUGCUAGCCCUCUGCGUGCUAGAAGUGUGUGCCGUGUGCAAUUCAUUUCAUUAGCAUGAAACAGGGUUAACAACUUUAACAACUGAUACGUUUAAAAGCGGUUGUAUAUUUUUGUUAACACAAAGUUUUUGAUGUUUUUGUCUUCUUUUUGAUUUUGCAUCAACUUCAAAAUGUUUAUCAUCAUAUCUGCCAAAUGUUUUUUUGUUUUUUUUUUACACUGGAAGCUUUAUUAACUGUGUGGACACUAAUAAAAACAAAACAAACAUAAAAAAAUGUUGUAACAAUAAACAUGCGCGAUCCAUCUAAUGUAAACAAUAAAUUGCUGCCAUCCACCUGAUCCCAAAUUAAGAGAUACGGUUUAUUAUGAGAUAUCAAUGGGCUCUUUCUUACUUUAUUGGCAGAUCGUGACACUGGGGUUUCUUUAUUUAAACAUUGAAUUGCAGUGCAUCAAACAUCAAAUUGCACUUGUUAGACAAAAAUAGCUGAUAUGGAAAAAUGUAGCCUACAAUUCAGUUUUCAGUUUGCUACUGUUUUAGUAUAUUAAUGAUGUUGCCUAGUGUUCUGCUGGGGGAGGGGGGAGGGAGGUGUGGGGUUCACAGUUUGUGCCUCUGUGCUAAUAUUAAAUUUAAAAUGUCAUUAAAUGCUUGUAUUAUCAUUCCUACUUCUUUAAAGGGACAGUGUAAGCACCAUAAUCACUUCCCUGGUGCCAUUUCCAAAUUAUUAGGCACAUAACAUGCUCCGUUAGGGCACCUGCAGUCUUUCCACUCUGCACUGUAAUGCUAAAGUGGAGGUUUAUACAUCUAUACUUGUAUAUCAGCUUUGGACAUUAUUUGGUGGCUGAUCUGAAUAAUGCAUCCCAUUUUGCAAAUGUUCUAUUAACUAAGCCAGAGUUAAAACAAACAAACCUACCAAGCCACUCCACGAACUCCUCCAUCUCAACUGCUACACUGUUACCUGGGUCUAUUUCCCAUUAUAAGUGCAUUUAACAUAUGUCCUUUUUGGGUUAAUAGCAAGGCAUAGGUGCCAAAACUUAGUGUGCGCAAAGACAGGGCAUCAUUUUACUGCAAACUGUGUAGUGUGUGUUUUACAUUAACUCAGUGUUCAUGUACUGAGACUAUACAUGCAGUGCAGCUGAGCUCAUACUUUUGUACAGUACAAUAAAUUAUCCUCCAAAAAUCUUAUAAGUGAUUUUUCCAUCCUGCUUCCCUGUAAAUCGAUUUAAUACAUGCAGCACUUGAUGUAUUAAUUAAAACGAAUAUCCUGUCCGUUUUUUUUUCGUGUGUUUUUUUUUUUUUGCUUUUAUGCUGCUGUUGGCCAGUUUUAAUCUACCUUCAUGACUAUUCUGUAUGAUUCUCCAGUGUUAUUUCCCAUGCCUGGCUCAUCCAGAGAUUUGUAAAUUUAUGGAAAUCGCUGAGGGGUCCCUGCACACCAUAACUGGUUUUCUCAACAUCAGACGUAAGCAAUUCUACUCUGAUGAUUGCAAGUAGGAAGCAGGAGAAUUAGUGCUGAUUAUUACAGUGGCUGGUAACACGGCUAAUGGACAUUGUGUUCUGCAGAAUGAUUUUCUGGCUAUAAAGAACAUUAAAGGGACAUUCCAGGCACCCAGACCACUUCUGCCCAUUGGAGUGGUCUGGGUGCCAACUCCCACUACCCUUAACCCCUGCAGCUGUAAUUAUUCCAGUUUUCAGACUUUUCUACUAGACAGCCACUAGAGGGCACUUCUCGGUCCAUAGCACAGGUUUUGUGAGGACCUCCAGUGUCGCUAAAAUCCUCAUAGGAAAGCAAUGAAAAGCUUUUUCAAUGCUUUCCUAUGGAGAGGUCUAGUGCGCGGCAUUAGGUCUCCCCAGCCGGCGGGCAUGAUCAGUCUUCCCCGCCGGCUGACGUGAUGAAGGGGAGGAGCGGCGGCGGAGGAAGAAGCAGCGACGAGGGACAUCGUCGCUGCCUUUGGUAAGUGACUGAAGGGGUUUUCACCCCUUCAGCAACCGGGGGUGGGAGGGAAAGGGGACCUGCAGUGCCAGGAAAACUGUUUGUUUUCCUGGCACUGGAUAGUCCCUUUAAGGGCUAGUAUUGUUCGUUAUAACAAAAAUAAACCACUUCAUCUGUACAUUUCAGUAUUUUAUGUCACAGAGUUCAAAAAUACAUGUUCCCCUAUCAUCUUAAUGAUCUUGCCAUUUGGAAAUUAGAAUAACACCUCUAAACUAUAUUCUACAGUGUGUCUACAGCUUGCUUUAUAGUGUGGUGCCUUAAAAUCAAAUUUAUUUAAGUGACUUUUUAUUUUUUAACCCCAGUUACGUACUUAGACCAGAGCAGGCUGUUGCCAAUCUGUCACAUUGUGCAUGUUUUGCAUGUUAUCACUUUUUCGCUAGAAUAGGUGAGUCUGUGGAAAUUACAAAAUCACAGAUUUUUUUAAAAUUUAUACUCCAUGGAGUAUACAGUAAACUAAAAAAAAUAUAUAUUUUUAGGUUAUCCUGAACUGCAAAUUCCCCAUUUCAAAUCUCAACACAAUGCAAUAAUUCUUUAGGUACCAAGCUGUUAUAGAAGACAAUAAUUAGUUCAGCUUGUGGAUAAAUAGAAAUUAUUGCCUUUUUUUCUAGUGUUACUAUAGACAAAGCCUAUAGUUCUGUGCGAAAAUAUUAUAGGUAAAACAUGGAAACUACCCAGGCUAUAUAAGAAGACUGUGAUCUUGUCUAUCCUGGACUGUUCACAAAUCAUAGUAAGUCAUUGAUCAAUCCCCUUAACCCCAUAGAACAUAAUAGUGCAGCUUUUAAACAUGAUGCACACUGCAGUUUUGAUUCCUUACAAUGCCUGUACGGUCGUUUCUAUUUCUCUUGGCACAGAUGGGGUCUGGAAUUGCCAUUACCCUGCCAUUUAAUGCUUGUACCCUGUGUCCUCUCCUCCCAGAUCCCAAAUAGUGUACACUGAUAAACCACUAUUUCCAGGUAUGGUAAUAGUCUUCUGAAAUCACUAGAUAUACGUCAGCACACAUACUGUUGCCUAUAUAUUGUAAAACUGUCAAAUAAGCUCCUGGCAGGCUUAAGUGCCAAGUCUGAUAAUGUGUUUAAUUAGAUUUUAUUUAGAUUUUCUUACAAGUGCAUAUCCAUGAUCAUUUAAACAAAUAGGAGUUAAAUGACAGUAUCUGACAAUCAGUGUGCAUUUUAAUCCUUUGCUGUGCACAUAUGUUCAUAUGAAAACAAAAAAGUUAAAGGAUACUUUCCAAUACACAUAUUAAUGCCAUACAAAACGGCUUAUAAUAAACAAUGCAUGUAGAAGCUAUUUUUUUUUUUUUUUUUCAGUCUGGUGCAGGUUCACUGUUAAAACCCAGAGAAUAGGAUGUAUAAAUAUGCUUCAGCUGUGUAAGUACCUAGUAAAUCAUUAGAUUUUUAUGAUGUGGGAAACAUUUGUACAUGUUGAAAACACAUCUUUAAUGCAAUGCUUUGCCAAUAUUUUUAUUUGUGAAAUUAAUAUAUGGCAACACAUUAGUUUUGGUACCCUGAUAUAACGAUACAUGUAUGAAAGAGCUUUGGGGUUUAUUUGCUAAACCGUGAAUUGAAAACCCAAACGCAAAAUUCAGGUUGAGACCGCAGAUUUUGUGUAAAUUCUCCAAUUCAGCCGCAGGCUAUUUUGGUCUAUAUUUUACAAUUUAGUCUUUUUUGAAUACACUGCCGACAGCUUUACUGAACUUUAUUCAGUCAAGUGUGGAUUGUUAUAAAUUCAAAGUGACUUUCAUAUUUUAGUCAACAAAUGGCCAAAUUGGAAAACAUCCAAGUUAGGUUGUUUUUAAAUUUAGCUAUUUUGGCCUGAAAGUUGAAAUUCACUUUAAAUUAACAACUUUUCACACUUUUUACUAAAUAAACUGGUUUGUUUCUCUUUUGUCUAUUUUAUGGGAAAAUAGCAAAUUUGAUUUGACAGACUGUCUUACACUCUUUGAAUCAUAACGAAUACAGUUUGGUGCAUGGACACUAGGAAAUCAAAGUGCACAAUCUUUGUUUUGGUUCGGGUGUAUAGAAAUUGUUCGUAAAAGGUCGCUGCGGCUGGGACAGGUUCCUUAUAAAUAGUGAGUUCUACUGCAAGUUCAAUGUAUGUUCAUUGACAAUAACUGGCUCCUAUAGUCCUGUCAUAUGUACAAUAAUUUCCACUCUGUCUACGUCUUGCAAGACAUUUUGUAGUGAAUAGACGUGUGCAUUCUUAGGUAUGCAGCGAUAAUUACCCAACAUCGUAGCUCAUAAAUAAAUCAACUAUUGGAUUAAGAAUGUGUUUAGGUUGCAAACUGUGGCUGGCAAAGAUUAGCUGAAGGGCUGAGAACAGACAUCCCUAAUCGACUCUUGCAGGCCUAUAACGCAGAGGGGAGUUUAUUUCUGGUUCCCGAAUGUAUCAAGGGCUCACAAUUCUAGUGUUCUGUGGCUUGUGGAUUACUGUCUUGUCAUGUGUAAUUGUACAAAUGAUUUCCAUGCCAAAUAUAUUGUUAAAAAAUAAUUUUGUGGAAGGGCCUUUCUUGUUGUGGUGGCAAAAUGAUUUUACGAGGAUGUUUGUGAUAUCUGCCAAUCCUAAUUCCGUCAAAUAUUCUGGUUAAUAAAACACGUUUGUUCUGCAAUACCAGAUAUAUUUGUGGUGGUGUCUCUUUCUUGUCUUUGCCAAUUCUAUGUGAACUUGGGUUUGUGUGCUGCAUGUCUGUUUUAUAGAGAGAUCGUUC